AACAGGCGGAGGGAGGAGCAGGAGGAGGGCUUAGCAACUCGCGCGCAAGGGGAGGCAGCAGAAGUUGCAAGGAGGAGGCUGCUAAUUGCAGCGAGCCAGCGAGCGAGCGCCGGGAGAAGGUGCCAUGAGCCCUCGGGAGCUUCCGUGGGAGAGGAGACCUUACCGAAGGACCGAGAGGGUGGCCUGAUUGUAGGACCCCCGGCCCUCUGCCAGGACCAAGACAUGGGCCAGACGUCAGUCUCCACUCUCUCCGAGCACGCAAGCGGUGAGUGCAGCGGGGGAAGCGGCGCGCACGCAGGCAGGACGACUCUCCCUCCCCACCCCGCAAGAUUGAUCGUGUUUCCUUCGCAGCCGGGAGAGAGUCUACACCAGCAUUAAUGUCAACCAAGUGUUGCUUUCCGAUGCUGCUGCGCGACAAGCAGACCUUCUCAACUGUACUAUACAGGUUUCUUUAUCCAAGGAAAAGUAGAAUACAGCCUCUUUGGGGGGCGGGGGUCUAGCAAGAGUUUCUCUUAAAGGAGCAGCUUUCUUUCUUUCUUUCUUUCUUUCUUUCUUUCUUUCUUUCUUUCUUUCUUUCCCUGCCCCUCCCCUUGAAAGGAACGGCUUGGCUUGGCUUCAUGUCAUUUUGUAUUGCCUCUUUUAAUAAUAAUAAAAGUAAUAAAAAAUUUAAAAAACAACAACUUUUGGGGAGGGUUAAAGCUUUCCGUGAAACGCAUAGUUCUGAUUCUUUCGAUUCCUGAUUUUAAAAACAACAAGAAGAAGUAAGAAAACAACUGCUUUUUGUUGCUGAGAUUCGCAGCACGUAGGUCAUAAGAGUCUACGCCCAGCUUCUCCUUUUACAAGCUUUAUUUUGUUACCACAAGCGUGGUUUCCUAUCAUGCGUUUGCACUGUUAGUGUAGGCUCGGUGGCUACACAUCUGCUUUUUUGCACAUUCCUGUCCCCUUCCCUUUUGCACUGUUGUAUUUCUGGUUAUUAAAACUUAGAAAUAAAGCUAAUGUCAACAGUGUGUUGAUUUUUUAAAAAGCCUUAACAAUGGUAAACUAUGUAAUAUUUUGUUUUAACACCCCCCAAAAAAAUUUCAGACGUAGAAGCUGAUAUUCUAAUAAGAAAAUGGGGAAACAGGAAUCAUUAACUUUUUAUUGAAUAUAUGUUGAGAAUAUUCAAGUUAUUCAAAGGCAAGUUUUUUUAAAGGCUGUACUUGAUUUAAAUUGCUGUUCAGUAAUCUGAAAUACUGUUCCAUAUCUGAAAUUUUGAAAUGUCAGCACACAAAAGAGUUUCAUUAAUUUAACAAUGUAUCAGCUAGUGCCUGCUAAGAUAAAAGAAGAUUGCACAUGCAACCUAAAUUGAUACCACAAAUGUUUAAAAUGUCUUUUAAAAUUGCAGUGCCAUAUAAGAACUACCCCAGUUGUUUAAGUUUGAAUCUGUGUGUGCUCAUCUUACUGCUUUCCAUAGAAUACAAAUGCUGCCACAAUCCAGAUAACUGCAUGAUUCAGAGCAACUAAACACUUCGCAUAUUACCAUUAAUGUAGGUACACUGAUUUUUGAACAAUGUGCACACAAAGUUUGGGUGGCAUGUCUGCAUUUUGUGUGUGUACUGCAUAUGGGAUUUCCCAUCUCUCUUGCAUACUGUCCCUGCAUUGGCCCUAAUUCAUUCAUGUGUGUGGCAGAGAUGUGGAAGAACAGGAAGUGUAGGUUGCUUGUGUUUCCUGUUUCUUCCUUGACAUCACCCUGUCAGGUGUGAGUGAUGAAAUCUUGAAUAAUGUAUGUAAAUCAGCCCAACUCGUCAUGCCUGGUGUGAGUCCUUAAAACAGUAGACUCCUGACUCAUAUGGCAGUUAAGAACACUUUGCCACUUGGCAUGGAACAGCCUUUCUCAACCUGUGGGUCUCCAGAUGUUGUUGAACUACAGCUCCCAUCACUCCUAGUUAGCAAGGCCAGAGCUCAGUAAUGAUGGGAGUUGUAGUCCAACAACAUCUGGGACCCACAGGUUGCAAACUGCUGGAUUAGAGGAAGGGAGGCAGCUAUUGAAAAGGAAUGCCAAAAGCACUGUUGGGUAGGCAUCAAAGGAGAGUUCUAUUGGGGCCACAGAGACCUAGAAUCUCUAAAUAUUUUCCUUCUCUGAUGGCAGCUUCAUGGUUACUGUGUAUUGCUUGUCAUUGUACAGCACCCAACUGUUUUAGAUGCUUUAUAAACAAUAUUAUCUAAUAUGUGUGUCUAUAGUGGCCAGUUUAAACGCAGAUACCCCUCCCUCUGUACUUCUUGAAUAGGGGAGCAGUAAGGAGCAUUGUGUCAAGAAGAUUUAACUAUUAAAAAAAAUUACAGAAAGCUUUUCAAUCAAACAGUUUAUACCAACAAAUCAUUAAUAUAAUUUUAAGCCUUCCCCCCACCUUGAUUUGCAAAUCCACAUUUCCUGGAAGAACUAGGAUAAGGCAGGGUGUGCCAGGAGAAGGAGGAGUCCAGAUACACUUCCUUACUUGGAAUUCUUCCAGGGAAGCUGAGAGGAAGGGGGAAACCAGAAUGUCUGUGAGGGGGCAAUUCUUCUCCCUUGCACAGCCAGUCUCCCACUCUAGUUCAACAUACACUUAGGAAAAGGAAGGACAGAUGGAGGGAGUUUUUCUCCCUCUCUCGUACGGACAUCCAACAAAGCUGAAUGUUGGAAGAUUCAGAACAGACAAAAGAAAGCGCUUUUUCACACAGCACAUUGUUGAACUGUGGGAUUUGCUAACAACAGAGGCAGUGCUGCCCAACAACUUGGGCGGCUUUGAAAGAGGAUUAGACAAAUUCAUGGAGGAAAAGGCUCUCAAUGGUGCCUCUACCUUCACUGUCAGAGGCCAGUGUGCCUCUGAAUACUAGUGGCUGGGAACCGUAGGAGAGUAGGAUGCUGUUAUGCUCAGGUCUUGCAGGCUUCCCAUAGGCAUCUGGCUGGCCAAUGUGAGAACAGGAUGCUGGUCUAGAUGGGCCACUGGCUUGAUCUGGCAGGCUGUUCUUAUGGGCAAGCUGUUGGCAGCUGCGGACCAGGCAACUCUCUCAAGAAGCCAUAGUCAACCUGUGAGCUCCCAGUUACCAAUCUGAUCUACCACCUUUGCCUUUAAUCAUGCUUAGAUGUAACCUACUUGACAGCUGAGGACAUUGGCCCUCUUCUAAGUAAGAUAGGCCUAGAUUUUCAACAUAAAAGAAGACAAAUCCUACAGUGUGUCCUACUUGCUCACCUGGUAAAGUUUUUUGUGACAUACAUCUGUUUGUCUAACAGGUGUGUUUCAGAUGCUUUGUCUAAAUCAUAAAAUCUGUAACAUUUUAUAGCUGUCAGUGCGAUGAGUGGUCCUCGGAUAGACUGUUUGAGUGUGGUAUUUCAGCUAAUCAAAAUUUUAAGCUUUUGAGAACUGCUGGAUUUGAGAUGGCUAAAGGGAAACCACUACAAGGGUGAUGUCUGUUUUUAGAAUGAAAUAUCCAUAGUGUGUUCAGAUAUCUGGAGAUAGCAAAGCAAAAGGAGCUGUGUAAGUGGGCACAAAGGGGACGUAGGUAGCACUGUGGUCUAAACCACAGAGCCUAGGGCUUGCCAAUCAGAAGGUUGGCGGUUCGAAUCCCCGUGACAGGAUGAGCUCCCAUUGCUCAGUCCCAGCUUCUGCCCACCUAGCAGUUCGAAAGCACGUCAAAGUGCAAGUAGAUAAAUAGGUACCACUCCAGCAGGAAGGUAAACGGCGUUUCCGUGUGCUGCUCUGGUUCUCCAGAAGCGGCUUAGUCAUGCUAGCCACAUGACCCAGAAGCUGUCUGCGGACAAACGCCAGCUCCCUCAGUCUAUAGAGUUAGAUGAGCAUGAAACUCCAGAGUCAUCCGUGACUGGACCUAAUGGUCAGGGGUACCUUUACCUUUAAGUGGAUACAUAAUUUGCUGCAUGUCCUGAUCCUUUUGCACAGAAGGCGGUAGAUAGAUUGUGCAGUGUGAUCAUCUUGGGAGGAUCAGUGUUCAAAACACCCAUUGUUCUAGGUGCAUUUUGUAACACGGAAUUUCAUUAGUGCAAGCAGUUUCUGAGCUCUCGGCACAGUACUGCGCCUAAGAUUUCAGAUUUAAACUGCAGAGUGGAAGGAGGGGAGGACCUUUUUCUGCCGCCCCACUUCCAGCUAUUCUCUGAAGACUGGAGAAGAGACCCUCUUAAGUAUAUUAGAGGGGGUAGGCAGGGGACAGACUGGACCCUGUGUAAAAUGAACAUAAUAUUUUAGCUGCAGUUCAUUCAUUUUCAACUUUUAUUCUGGUUAUAAAAAGCAUGCCUAGACAUUCUGUUGUUGCACCCAUUAUCUAGGUUUAAGGUGCCAUUUAGCUCCUAGCUUUCAUAUCUCAGUUUCCAACACUGGUGAGGAUAUCUGUGUGUUGGGCCAUAAGGACAGCCACAUGGGUAUAGGGCUGUGCUGCUAAGAAACUGCAUGUUAAGGAACAAAAACCUGUCUGUGAAGGAAGAAUGUGUUCAGUAUUUCAAGUAAUAAAAUGCAAUGACAAUUUUCAGAGUAGGAUACAGUGAAAUCCAGGAAAAAGAAAUUAUGGAGUAGGACGUCCAUGGGCAGCUUUGAAGCUUAAAAGAAAACCAAGUUUUUAAAGACUUCUACAAUAUAUAUAUUAGAUAAUUUACAGAUCUCUGGGGGCAGGACCAAAUACAGGCAACUUCUGUAUUUUUUCUGUAUGUUUUGAUUGACGUGCGGUCGCACACAUGCAUACACUGCAGAACCUGGAGGUGAUCCUAAAACGUCACUAAAAAGGCAGGGUGGAAUAUUUUAUGCAGGCCCCACUGAUGUGUGUGGAGGUCUAGUAUGUAACCUCCAUGCAAAAUGAGGACUGCCUUUGUACAAAUUCAAUCUCCCAUUUCUGGUAUCUUCUAAUUUCCUCCCGACCUCCCACCACCAUUGCUUGCAUUUGUAUUGGUCAUCAGCUAUGAUAAAUUCCCUCAAAGUGCUUUUCUUAUAUUUACCCCUAGAUGUUUUGAGAUCAUCAGAGUAGGUGUGCUUUGAAUGCACCUGUAUUCUGAAAUGAAGAUGGCAGCCAUAUCCAGGAACAGGUGCUGGUUUUUGCCUCAUUGUAGAAUUUACUUCCAAGAGAAGCCCAACAAGCUAAUUUUCUACUCUGUUCCAGAAAUGGCUGGAGAUGUGACUCCAGAGGCAGGGUUUUCUAGUUAGUAUACUGUCUUUUUUAAAAAAAGAUAAUGGUCUUUAACAUAAAGCAUAUGAUUCUGUGUUAAUUGUAUUUUUGGUUGUUUAGUUACAAUGCUUACCUGUAAGUUGCUUUUGAGAGCUUCAGGUAUAACGUAAGAUAUAAAUAAUCAGUCAAAAUAUUCAGUCAAAAAUAUCUAAGAGUUUUGCAUAACUUACUCUUCUUCUUGUGUCCUUUCAAGAUAUUAUGUUUAAAAGUUUUUCUAAAGUUAAAGGAUGUUGGAUGGGUUAGAUACUGUGUUUUUCUCUUGCUUACUAAUAUACUGUAUAAAGCAUGCUUGUGGUCUUCAAAAGCUUCAAAGGAGUAAUGCUCUGUAAUAAUUCUUCACAAAGUAAUGCUUGGAUCCCUUGGAACUGGUCAUUUUGAUAACCAAGCCUUUUUUAUUUGUCAGGGUGUUUUCUUACUGGGAAGAUGGGACCAAAAUAUGUUUCCUCUCUCCUGUAAUCAAAUAGUUAUUAGCCCAUAGAAUCCUGCUGUUGUGUUUGGCAGUCAAUGAAGGCAGUAUCUUAGGUCAAAAGCUAGCUUGGUUUUCAGCUAGUUCUCUCUUAGAUCUCCUGGGGUUGGGGACUUCCUGUUUAUGAACAUAACAAAAGCAUUUUUCCUAUGUGCACACAGAGGAAGUUGGUCUUAUGCUGACCGAGUAAUCAUGUCACUGACAGCUACUUACAAAUACUGUAGCAAAGGUACUCCUUGUUUUAGAGAAACAGUAACAAUAAUUACCCCAACAAGUGAAUACUGUAUUGGUUGAAGUUGCAUAAAAAUAACACAAAUGCUAGAGAAUAGAUAAACUGGAUACAUCCUAGGCCUCUACUAUAAUAGAUGAUAGUAAUACUGACAGAAUAAUUCAGAUUUGGCCCCUAGAUAACGGCUUCACAUAUCUGUUCCUCCAUAUGUUGUACCACAGAUUGUGGAUAUAUUUUUGAGAGCUAUACCUGUAACAGAAGAUCUGUGAAAACUUGCAAAUAAGUGCAUAUGUUUCAGGUCUGAUUUCGGCACAGAAUCUGGCUUGGUCUUCCUGUAGGAAGAAAAACACAGAGAGUGUGAUCCUGUUGAUUCUUUUGGACUCUCCAGUGAUUUUUGAUAGAGCAUGCAAUCUUUCUGUCAGAGUUUGCUAUCCUUUCGGAGAUGCUGGAUGUGAAUUUUGAACUGACAAGUAGCUGGUAAAAAAAUUGGAAAAGUGUGUAUCUGUGCACCUGCUUGCGUGUGAUUAUGUGGGCCUAUCCCCACCCACUUUUUGAAUUUGCCUCCCAAAAGUUUUCCAUGGGGAAAAUAUGGCUCUCAGUCUCAGCUCAUAAGAGGUUUUCUAGCCCUGGAUAAAUAGGUCCCUUUCCCUCACUGGUGCUCUGCUCAAGAUUUCACGUAUUUUUCUUAGUGGAGUUGGUGAGAAAUAGUCAUUGAGAAAAAUAGGUGUUCAGUUACCCUGACCCUCAGUGCAUGUAAAGAAUCAGAAAGAACUACCAAAUAGUGAAAGCAUCUAUGUUGCGUUUUCUGAUGAGGCCUUAGGAAAGAAAGUUUAGAGGAAAACAAAUGGCUCUUGCCAGUGCCUUUGCUUGAGCUCCUUGAGAUGCUUUUGUGAUCCGUUUUGAUCUUUGGCAUCACUAUGCAGUGGAUCAAGAUUUCCUAGCAUUGUAAGAUAACAUGAGCACCCAUCAUGAAAAUCAUUGAUGUCCUUACUAAAUUGGGGUUGAUGGAGAGCAAGGAAGAACUGACUAUGGUAUUGCAACAUCUGCUUUUUGUACUCUAUUGGAUUUACCAAUGAGUUUCAGGUCUUUUUCUGUGUAUGGAAUAGGGGUGGGGAAACUGUAGCUCUCCUGAUUUUUGUGGAUUACAAACUACCAUUUGCCAUGCUGAUGAAGGCCCCUGGGAGUUGUAGUCAGCGACAUCUGGAGAACCACCCCCGGUCAGCCACUGCUAGUAUAGAACAUACCAAGUGAGAAUAAUUGUUGCCAGAGUUCAGUUGCCUUGUACUGGCACUUUGACACAAGAGUAUGAGCACACACCUCAUAAGUGUUUGGCUGAAGCAGCACAUUAGACAGUCAAAAAACUAUUACAAGAAAAAGAUCUCUGUAGCACACACACAAAAACUCCUGUUUCUCUGUAUUUGGGAUUUUUGGUGAGCUCCUUUCUGCGCCAGCUUGUGAUUUCUGAUGUUAUCUGACCUGUUCUUUAAGGAAAAUCGCACUUCUACAAUACUGUCUUUCCCAUGAUUAUAAAUAAAGCUCAUAAGAAUUCAAAAGUACAGUAAACAACUUUCCAUUUGUCACAGUCAUAAAGCCAAUAGGUAUACUAUCACAAGAGUACUGUUGGGAAAGAGACUGAAGCUACUUUGAGCCUGAUUAUUGAUGCAAUCUAAGAUAUCAGUAUGGGCAGGACAGGGACAGCACAGGUCAGGAGCACAUUUACUCCCUGAUGUUUGCCCCUGACAUGAUUGUUUUUUGGCUAUGCAUGCAAAAAGGCGAAUAAGGGAUGUUCCCGACUUUCUCCUGAUGAGGCUCAAUCUAAUGUCUUUGCUUGCUGCCUCCCUGCUAUAUGCAUUAAGUCUCUGGAGCCUGCUCCUGGCAGUGUGUUUAUUGUGUGUUGUGGCCCCUUCCUGUGGGUUCUCUCCACCCUUAAAUUGGGUCUUAAUGCCUUGUGUGUGCGCUCUGUGUGUUUGUGUACACUCUCAUUUAUUGCCUAUGUUCUGUGCUCCAAAAUGGUGGUUGUAAGCAGUGCAAGGAGAUUCAAACCUGUGUUUGUAGAACUUGGAAGUAAGGCAGUCAUUGUUUGCUGUGACACUGGGAGUGUUGUGUCAUCAUUUUAAGUACUGUGUGUACAGCGAACCUGGGAUAAGUUGCCAUCUUGAGUUCAUUGUCUCCCUUUGUGUGUGUGGGUGGGCAUCAUGUUUGGCACAGACUACGAUUGGGAGGCUUUGGUGAUGCUGGUGGGUGGUGUCUGCUAUUUUAAUGCCAUUUUCUGAUUGUCUUUGUUCCUACUUUUCAGCCUCCUCCUCGGCUCAAUGAGUGUAGGAUACAGUGAUGCCCCACUGGCACAGAAACAACAGCUUUCCUCCCUCAUAUGUCACUGGUGCAUAGGAUUGCCCUGCCAGCAUUUUUGAAACUUUUCAUUGAUGCAUUUUAUUCUGCCUUUGAAAUCUAUGGGAUUUCAGAGGACUUCACUCAGGCAGGGUAAAGGUAAAAGUAAAGGGACCCCUGACCAUUAGGUCCAGUCGUGGCCGACUCUGGGAUUGCGGCGCUCAUCUCGCUUUAUUGGCCGAGGGAGCCAGCGUACAGCUUCCAGGUCAUGUGGCCAGCAUGACUAAGCCGCUUCUGGCGAACCAGAGCAGCACACGGAAACGCCAUUUACCUUCCUGCCGGAGCGGUACCUAUUUAUCUACUUGCACUUUGACGUGCUUUCAAACUGCUAGGUUGGCAGGAGCAGGGACCGAGCAACAGGAGCUCACCCCGUCGCAGGGAUUCGAACCGCCGACCUUCUGAUCGGCAAGUCCUAGGCUCUGUGGUUUAACCCACAGCGCCACCUGUGUCCCCACAGCUCAGGUAGCGAGAUAUAAAUAGAAGUCUAUAUUCCGGGGUGGAGAACAUCAGGCCUAGGGGUCAGGCACAGGCCUCUAGGCUCCUCUGUCUGGCCCGCAGGACUCUCCCUAGGCCAUGACCCCACCUCUCUCCCUUCCUUUGUUCUGGUGUUUUUCCUUUCAAUAUUUCGCCAAAUUAAGCUCACACUGUUGCACCCCAUAUUUAUAUGUUUGAAGGCAGGACUACUGAAGUGUUAGUAUGGAACAGUGGCAUGCAUACACACAUCCCUUCUCAAAUUGGACACAUUUCUGGUACAUAAAUUCAGAGGAGUGUUAAUGAAUGGUAAUCUGCCUGUGGAUUCUGUUUUGACUGUGAUGUCAUAGAAAAUGAGUGCAAUAUUCCCUUGCUGCUCCACUCUGCAAAGUGCUGCUAGCAGAAUACAUUUGUAUGUGUAAUGUAGGGUUAUGGAUUUGGCAAAGGGGAUAUUUAUUUGGUAGGCUGCUGUUGUAGUCUUAGGGUAUAAAUUGCCAGAGUUUCCAGGCUACUUACUUAAAGCACUACCCCCCCCCAAAAAAAACCCUGUAAACUUAAAAGGAAAGAAAUAGUUGACAGUGUGCAGAAACAGGAAUAGAAUCAGAUAAAGAAUGUUUUGCAAAAUACUGGUGACUAACCUUUUGUUAGGCCUUGAUGGGUUUAAAAAUGUCACCAACCACUCCUUUUUAAAUGCAUGAGAAAGAUAAACUUACUUGUUCGGAAGCAAUUUAAAACUGUAUAGUAUAAAAAUAACUACUUCUGGCUCCUGAUUUUUUAAACACAUGUUUCUGUGAAGCAGAAUACAUUGCUAUAACUUGGGAGUUAAUUUAUUUUAUUUUAAUUAUGUGCUAUAAGCCACUUAAAAAUGAGAAUAUGCUGAAACAUUGCGGGAGAAAAGGUUAAAAAAACAAAAACAAAAACCUCAUAGAUUCAACAGCUUGUUCUUUCCUUUUAUACCAGCUUCUUCGUUACUGGCAAGACACAGAGAAGGUAUUUGCAAUGAAAUUAAAAUCACAUCUCUGUUGUCUGCUUAACUUUCUUUCUUUCUUGGAUCAAAUGUCUAUUGGUUGGUGAGGGGAAUGUGCAAGGUUCCAAGUCAGUACGGACCAGUUUGGUUCACAUCAGCAAACCAAACAUUUCCUCAACCUAACUGAUGCGUACCUGGCCUCCGUUGUUCUGGUCAAAAUAAAAUAAAAUAAAUUUAAAUAUAUUAUAUGACCUAGCAUCUGGGUUUUGGUUUAUUGUGGUCGCCUUCUUCUGCCAGUGUACUUUCCCCAAAUUAAUCAAUUAAUCAAUUAAUUACAAUUGUAUACUGCCCUUCAUCCGUAGAUCUUAGGAUGGUUUACAGCAUAAAAAUAUAAGAUAAAAACACAAAAUACAUAAUAAAAACAAAAACUCCCUCCCCUCUCCCCUUCCAAAAACACAUUUAAUAGGGCAUAGGAAGUUAAUCAGCCCAAGGCCUGUUUAAAGAGGUCUGUUUUCACCUGGCGGCUAAAGGUGUAUAAUGAAGGCACCAGCCAGACCACCCAGGGGAGAGCAUUCCACAGCCCUACAUAUAAUACACUGCAGUAAUUCCUUAAUGCUUUAAAUAUUCCUCAGUAUGAGAUUUCUCUUGUGAUCAUUUAAGUAUGAGGGCAUCUGUUUAUGAUCUGCCACUGUCAUAGCCCCAUGCAUGACUUACUUGCAUGUAGGGCAAAGCCAUGUCGAAUCAGGAGUGGGGUCGUGUUUUUAGCCUCACUGUCGACAUCCCAUCUGCUUUUCUCUUGUUGACCACACAUUGCACAUGGUUGUCUGUCCUAGUGCCUCAGUUGCGCAGAGGACCCACAUGUGAUCAAGAGCUCGCUCACACGCUUAAGUUUCUUUACAGCCAGCUGCAUUGUCGGAGAAAUCAGAUGAGAUGUUGGAGACAGGGUAAAAAAGCCUAGCCUUGCUCCUGAUUCAGCAUGUUGCCCUACACAUGACUAACAUAUGCAUAGGCUAUGCCUAGUUUGGUGCCUAGAGAAAACAAAUGCCAGAUGGAACAUUUAUAUUAGGAAGAAUUCAAGCGUUGAUAAGAUGAGUUCACACAUUCAAACUGCAAGCAUGAAUCACAGUGUAGUGAUCUAGCCCAGAUUGUUCCUUCUUGUCAUCCCCCAGCUUGACUUCUGUUUUAGCAACUGGUAAUGCGCACACACUUUCUCUUUGAGGUAUGAAAAUGUAAGAUCUGCACUGUACUUUUGGAUUACUUGACAGUAAAUUAGGUUCACCUGUAGUUCUUUUGCUUUUCCACAUAAAACAGGUCUAAAUGGAUUUUCCACAAGAUAAGAAGUUUAUUCUUACCAAAAUAAAAUUUGGCUUUCCAUCCCCAUUCCUAGCAUUCAUAUGAAACUGGUUUUCACAUUUAUUGUGAGCAGUGCUUUUUUAUGGAGGGAUGCAGGGGUACAUAUACCCUAAACAUUUUGUGAAUCUAAGUUUGGCCUCAUUGAGGGGCAGUAUUUCAAUAUGAGUAGGAAAAUGAGAGUACCUCUAAAGUUUUUUUUAGAACCCUCCCCCCCCCGCUGAUUAUGAGGCUAAAACAGGCAAAAAUAAAUUAAUGAAGAAGCAUGCUGUUAACUGAGCCCUCCCUGAUAAAACUGUUUUCCAGUGAUCAGUUAAUCAAGGCUUUAAAUGAAUAACUUUACACAUACCAUUAAAGGGUUUUUAACUUUACACAAACCAUUAAAGGGUUUGCCAUUUUGUAUUGAAGCCACCAUGCCUACAAUACCAGCUGUAAAUAUUAAAGCAUAAAACUUUAGUGUCUUUCUUGGGGUAGCAGUGGGAAUAAAAUACAUUUUUAAAGACUUGCCCUGAAAUCAGGAAACAUUAGUAUACGACCUAGAUAUGGAGAAAGAGAUGUGUGACAGCAGAAGCCCUUGUCUUAUGUUGAGAGUAUUGGCUGUUUACAUGUGCAUUAAAGAUUCUACCUUAAAAACAAACAACCCAUACUCGGAGUAGAGUAUGCAUUGGUUAGAUACCAUUCUUUAUCCUUGGGUAAGGUAUACCCAAAAGUUUCGGUGCCUUGAACUCUGAGUAUUUUAAAUGUGCUGAAAUUUAACCAUCAUUAGAAUUAUAUGCCACUAUCUAACCAUUAAUUAGAAUGAAAAUUCUUGAUGCUGUUGAAUAUACCAAGAAUGAAGAACUAGGAAUAUGAACUAGAAGCCUAUAUUUAGUAGAGUCAAAGACAAGAAGAGGCCAUAUCAAUAAUCUGUUUCAGAAUCCUCCUGGUGAAUGUGGUGGUUUUUCCUAUGGAGUUUUUCCAGCUUCACGCUGUUAAUACUCUUCCUGCUCCGGGCACCAAAUAUAAAAACAAAUGCUACUAGUAAUGAGGGAAUACAGUGCUUUUUCUUAAUUUAGUCAUGCAUAAACAUCCAGAGGAAUAAAUUAAGUGUGUUAUGACUCUACUACACAGUAAGUAGAGUCCUGUUACUGGUAUUCCAGUAAAAAGCAUAGAUAGCGACUGUGGGCACAUUCCUUGCAGCAGUGCUUUUUUGAGGUAAAACAAUGGUGUGCUGGUACUCAUAUAUGGAUAAAAAUGCUGUAGGUGCCAGCACAAAAUGGCUGCCAUGGGCAACAGAAAAAGAGGUGACAGUACACACUGAAUACCAUGACAAAAAUGCAUUGCCUUGCUGUUAUACGCAGCGGAGAAGAAGUGGGAUGGUUAUAUGCCUGCCUGAAAACAACUGUGGACAGAAGAGCUCACUCUCUCUGUGUGUGUUUGUGUGUUUCCCUCUGUCACAAGUGGUGUGUGGCCAUUGUUUGCCAUAUAAACAUUUCUUCAAUGAACUGCGCUGUUUUUAUAGUUAUGGCUAAGAGGUGAUGUCAGCAGUGCAUUCCAGACAGGAGUAACAAUGCCAAUGAUAUAUUUUCAGUGUUGUAACAGAAAUGAUGGUACAUAGGAGGCCAUCAGAGAGCCAUCAUACCACUUUGGCUGUUUCUGUAGUGAGAAAGAAUGGGACUGAGAUGUGCCGACAGCUGGCAUAGGGGGAGGGGAGGGAGAGAAGGGAGCUUGCGUUGUUUUUGCUUGCCUACAAUCCAUAAAAAAUUAAAAAGCUAAAUCACAUAAAAUUAUGUUUUUAAAAUCUCUGUAAAUUAAACCUUUUUUAUAAUCUUGAUAUUUGCGAUUACGGUUUAUGAUGUUAAAUGCAGAGAUGAUUGCGUAUAGCUAUAGUCCUUCGUUGUUAAGCCCUUUAAUUUCCAGGGAUGGCUUUUCAAUGCGAUACCUCUGCAUUAAUUUGGUAAAGAAGUUGGACGGGAGAGACUGCUCUGAGUGUGUUUCUGUCUUCCCCGCCCCUCGCCAUCCCCCUUCCCUUAGUAGAGAACUUGAAACAUUAAAUGAAACAGCUGUUUGCCAUGAGUGAAAUGUGAUGCCUGAUAAAAUGGGUCUCUGACUGGCUCAGCUUCCUCUGUUCUGUAGGAAAGGAACCAUCAUUGGCCUUGACAGGAUCCCUGUUCUUCUUCAAAGAGAAAAAAGAUUCAUUAAAAACAGCAACUAUAUACCUUUGCACAUGACCAAAUGUGAUCUAAAAUUUAAAGCUGGCAAACUGAAUUAUUUGGACAGGUUGCUGUCAUAGUUCCUUUGAUACUUUUAUGUCAACCUUUGAGUUGUAUCCAUUGGUGAUUUUGUACUAGCAGAAAGUGCUCCUUCUUGCUCUCCACAGUUCUGGGUGACGACCCCAAGCCUAGGGAGCAGUUUUUUGGGGGAGUGCUGUGUGUGUGCUAGGUGGAGGGGGGAAAUUGGGUGGCCAUGCCUUCCUUGAGCAGAAGCAUCUUUUGCUAGUCCAAACUGACCAUAUAACACUACCCAUUGUUCUUGAUGAGUUGGCAGAGAGUAGGAAAUUGACCAGUUGGUGCUAGUGCAGCCACAGCCACUGCAGCAGCCAUCUUUUAUGACAAAACAGGAUUAGACUACAUAUUACGGAUUAAAGUUAGGGAUGCGGGUGGCGCUGUGGUCUAAACCACAGAGCCUCUUAGGCUUGCUGAUCAGAAGGUCGGCAGUUCAAAUCCCCACAACAGAGUAAGCUCCUGUUGCUCGGUCCUAGCUCCUGCCAACCUAGCAGUUUGAAAGCACGCCAAACAGUGCAAGUAGAUAAAUAGGUACUGCUCCGGCGGGAAGGUAAACAGCGUUUCCGUGCGCUGCUCUGGUUUUGGUGUUCCAUUGCGCCAGAAGCGGCUUAAUCAUGCUGGCCACAUGACCAGGAAAAACUGUCUGCGGACAAACACCAGCUCCCUUGGCCUGUAAAGCGAGAUGAGCGCCGCAACUGGACUGGACUUAACUGUCAGGGGUCCUUUACCUUUACUUUAUUUGAUUAAAGUACAGUAGGUUUGGAAUUAUGUUGCACCUGGUUCAGUGAUAUGACUGCUCUGAAAUUAUGAAUUAUGAAAACCCCAUAGUCAAUUGUCAACCAUUAAAUUGAUGUUUAUAAUAUUUUGUUUAUUAUAAUCCACACGUUCAUAAAAAUAUAUCAAGGUGCAUUUACAACAUAGAAUAAAAUCGGCAAAAAAGCAUCCAAUCCACUGAUUGGUUAAAAAGAGAACAUUUUAUAUUGCAAAGGCCUCAAACAAUAUAGUUCUCAGAAAGCAUCUGAAAGAAGGAAGGGAUGGUUCCUGCUGAAGCGCUUCUGGUAGGGAGUGCCACAAGGCAGCGCCUGCUGUACUAAAGGCUUGGUCCCUAGUGAAGGUCAACUGACGCUUGGGGAUGCGGGGAACCACCAGAAGUGGUGUAAUACAUUUUUGGGCUUCAAUCUUGCUUCCGUAGGCAUAAGAGUUUACAUGGAAAUUGUGGCUGAGUGGGUUCUCAUGAGAACUUUUAAGCUUCGUUCUUUUAGAGACCAUUUGCAGCCCUGUCCUAGACUUUUUUUAAUGAAAAAAGCAGAACAAGCCUUCAUGGCUGAAAGCACCACAUUACAUCUAAUAUUCCACCUCUAGAUGCUGUGCUCCUGAUUUGGAAUGUCACAUGGCAAAUACAUCAAUAUCCAACCAAGGUACCAGAUUUUUAACAUUGGAUACAUUUUUGAAGAUACCUAACCAUAUUUUGGAUCUUUUGUCCAUCAUCAGUUGAUUUGUUUUAACAAAAAUCUGCUGUCCACAACUCUUUAACAUCAUUUUACCCAAUAAAUGUGAAUCAGAUUUAGAAUUACUUUAGCUGUGAUUGCUAUUAAAGAGUAACCACCAGCAGGCUAGCAACAAGAUUGAUUAUCCCAUUUAAUCUGAAUAAUGUGUUAAGCUGAUUUGGGGGCGGGAACUCUGUUGGGCAAUUAAUUUCGUACUGUGAACAGUGGUUUUAAGGAAUGAAACAAUUAUUUUAAUAACUGGACUUGUGAUUUGAACUGUUGGCGCUUUCCCUCCUUGGAUAUGAACACUUUGGCUGGUUGGGGCACCUUUAGAGUGCUAGUACUCAGUUCUGGGUACUAAAUUUUAAGAAGUACCUGGACAAACUGGAAUAAGUCCCUGUGGGAACACUCAGAAUAAUAGGGGGUCUGGAAGCUAUGUCUUAGUUGAAAGAGUUUAAUAUGUUGAUCCUGGAGAAGAGAAUCAUAGAACUACAGAAUUGUAAAGUUGGAAAGAAUCCCAAGGGUCAUCUAGUCCAGCCCCCUGCAGUGCAGGAAUCACAGCUAAAGAAUCCCUGGCAGAUGCCCCCCCCCCUCUGUUUAAAAACCUCCAAGGAAGAUUAAGGAGAGACAUUACAGUGGUCUUCAAAUACCUAAAGCGCUGUCAUGCGUAAGAUGAAGCUGACUUGUUUCUGGUGCACCAGAUGGUAGGACUUAAACCACUGGCUGCAAAUUGCAGGGAUGCAAAUAUAAGACACACGCAGGAUUGAUGUGAGCAGACUAAUUCACCUGUUGCUAGUGACUGGAACAGAGCCAUUUCUAGCUUCCUGUACAUUCUCGGAACUAUAGAAUUAAGAAUUUAUAAGGAGAGGGACAAAUUGAUGUUAAGCUGCUGGAAACAAAUGAUAAAAGCCUCAGCUUCUGGUAGACACUGCAUUCCUGUAAUGCAAAGAAAACGUGUGGUGUUCCUCUAGGUCCUCUCUUGAAAGUCCAAAAAACACUUUAAACUCUCCUGAACCAUUACAGUGCUUCCUAUGAGUUACUGGUCAGAGUCUGCCCUUAGUUCAAUUUAGGGGGAGCAUCCAAAGUCUUUCCUUCUGCGCAACUCUUGCUGGCUUUAACUUUCCUGGGAUGUCAGCCAGUUCAGGAAGAGACCAAGUGAUCUGGGCUAAACACAGAACCACUAUGAGUUGAACUGACGGGAGGAGAAGAUGUCAUCUAUGUCCUGCCAAAUCAAGAUACAUAAACACUGUGCUUUGCUCUCUUAGUUUCUCCUUUUAUUGGUAAAAGAACGAAAAUGCUGGUUUUCACAUUCUGCUUUUCAAACAAGAGCAUUUUUCUGUAUCGUUUUUGGUUUCAUUUCUUUAUAUCUAGUCUUCAUUAUUAGUGUUGUACUGCUGAAAGAUGUAUAUAUAAAAAAAGCAUGCUGUUGUGGUUUAUUACAAAUACCUACUGAUUCGGCACUAUUUUGGGUUCUUUUUAGACCUAAGCAGGUUAAAAGGUUGGCAGGUUAAAAAUGAUGUGAUGGGAGGGGGGAAACUCUUAAAGGAAUUAGGCAGAAGGCUAGUUCAUGUGGUCAGGACUUUUCACCUGGGGAUACAACCCUGGGGAUACAAAUGCGUAAAGAAUGUUAUGUGUGACUUUGCAGAUAUUUUGGCUUCAGUUUCCAUUUUGACUGCAAUUCUGACUAUUCCAGUUACAUCCAGCCUACAAAAGCUUAAUUAGGGUUGCCGUACAUCUGGGAUUUCCUGGACAUAUCCAGAAUACUUCAUUUUGCAAAAAAAAAGAAAAAAGAAGAAGAGUUCAACUAAGAAAAGCUCAACAACUUUUCUGUCCGGAUUUUCACUGCUUGAAAUAUUGCAACCCCAGCUUAAUCCAGAAUACAUUUAUUAGGGUUGGUCUUAAGUGGGAUUUAAGUUCUAUUGACAAAACCCUUAAUCUUUAAGGGUUGUACAAGGUGGCACAAGACUUGUUAUUAUUGUUAGAACAGACAUGGCCACCUCUCUGGGCAUCAAGCCAUAGUUGUGUCCAUGGAUCACAUGUUACAUUAUUCAUGUGAAUGUGUCUCCUGAAACAGUCAGGAGGGCAUGUUGCAUACAGAAAGCUUUAUCUUGGCAGUUAAGCAACGUUUCCAGGUUUCACAAGGAAUAUUGUGGGGGAGGGGUGAGCAAGUAGGAGAGAAAAUCGGCAAAGGAGGGAAUAUAUAUAUAUAUAUAUAUAUAUAUAUAUAUAUAUAUAUAUAUAUAUGAAGAAAAAAAAUAAUCCAUGUGUACUGAAGAUAUAAAGCAUAAAAAUUAAUCCUGUGAAAUCAUUUCUGAACUCUGAAAGAGCAAACACUGCUAUGGUAAAAUGUGUUGGUUUUUUCAGUGAACUAUUUCAGGGUUAAAAAUCAUAAUAUUUAACAGAAUGUGUGUGUGUGUGUGUGUGUGUGUGUGUGUGUGUGUAUGUGUGUGUGUGUGUUGAGACCCCAUCUUCAUAUCAUAAACCCAAGAAAGAUGAGAGGAUCUUCUCUACCCGCCUUCUCAAUAUUACGGCAGAAAUCAGGGUUCAUUUGCAAGCACUGCUACCUACAUUUUUAAUCUCUUCUCUAGCAGGAGGCCUAAUUAACAUUUUGCAGCAUUGGCAGCCCCAUCUGGAAACUACUAUUCAACCACCCACAUUAAUACUCAACCUUUUCCCUUUCCUUUAAUUAAAAUGCUGUCAGAACACUUAGCUCAAAGAACUUCCUGAAGUUAACAGUUGUAUAGCGAGGUGAAGAAAAAUGCAUGGAAGCCAGUAGUGCUGAUCUGCUCUUGCAGUACAGUACAGCCUUAUCUUUUGUAUAACUCUACCCAUUACAAGUUAGCUAUAUUUCUUUUUCCUCUUCAGUCCCGGAAAACAAAAUGGGCAAGGGGGUUCUCUGCAACUUGUAUAUAGCAAUGCUUUCUCUAAUAAAACUCUGUAGAGGUUUGUUCUGGAGAUAGGAACAAAAAUAUAAUUUAAACUGGGAUGCUCUGUGAGAAACUAUGUGGCUGUGUUCGCACAUAAUGGUAAGUGACUCUUGAGCUUUUGCUCUCCCCACUAUCACUUCCAUAACUCCAAGGAAGAGUUUAGAAGCUUUCACUUCUAUGUUAGACUAUUUUGAGUCAUUUACGGCCCUCCAUCCAAGGAUCACAGGGUGGUUUACAAUAUUGCAGUUUGUCAUAAUGUCUCAACCAUAGCUGUCAACUUACAGAUUUGAAAAUAAGGGACCAGCAGCCUUGAAAAUAAGGGACCUGCAGCCUCACCUGUUCCAGGCACUCCAGUCUUCCUGUCCUCCUGCAGUCUGGUCAAACUUCUGCUGGGUAGCUUCGAGAACACUGUCCAACCAACUUUGUAACCAGAGGUUCAACUGAAUAGAAUCUGAAUCACAUGCACCACAAGGCCUAUGCAGCCUCAACUUAAGAUGGCUCCCCGGCCUGGCUUUGCACUGCAAAGUUUGCAGCAGCACGUGCAACAAAAUGGUGCCCAGCAUUCAAAAACCCCUCAGCUUGCAUUAACUAGCCACACACAAGGCAUGCAAGCUCCACCCCCCAGUCGUUCUUAGACUUCUUAUUGGGUGAGCAACACAGCCAAGCAACACAGUUGGACCCUCCCUCCUCCCUGGCCGGCAGGGAGGGAGGGAGAGGAGCUGCUUCCUUUGAAAUUUAAGUGACAUCAUUUAAGGGACAUUUAAGGGACAUCCAUCAAUAAGGGACAGCAGCGGGACAUGGCGCUAGAAUAAGGGACUGUCCCUUCAAAUAAGGGACACUUGACAGCUAUGGUCUCAACCUGGAUGUCUCAGCAAUAGUUAAUGGAAACUGAGUCAACUUCAAAACCUAAGUUUAUGAAGCUGUUUUGUUUCCAAAGCUAAAUCACCUCCAUUGAGCAUUAAUCAAAAAUGGAAGCAGAAGCUUCCAGUCUCCUUGUAGCCACACCAGAGGUGGAGUUAGGCUGGGAGGCACAUGAGCCUGAGGCUCACUUCAGCUUAUCCUUGCAUCCCUGGCUUAGUGACUAAACCAUAGUUUAGCGCUACAGUGGUACCUCUGGUUAAGAACUUAAUUCGUUCUGGAGGUCAGUUCUUAACCUGAAACUGUUCUUAACCUGAGGUACCACUUUAGCUAAUGGGGCCUCCCACUGCCGCCGCGCAAUUUCUGUUCUCAUCCUGAGGUAAAGUUCUCAACCCAAGGUACUACUUCUGAGUUAGUGAAGCGUUUGUAACCCGAAGCGUUUGUAACCCGAGGUACCAUUGUGUAUGCAAACUAAGACUAUGAGUUGUUCUUGUUGCUGAACUGGAACAGUAUGAAGUUCUGUGGAUAUGUUGAUUAAGCUGCAUUAGGGUUGAUGCAAAAUGCACAUUCCUGACUUCAUUACUAUAAAUGAAGUGAUGAAUUGCAUUUGUGAACGAGCCGCCACAGAGAGAACUUUCAUAUUUUAUCACAGAGUUUGAUCCAGCCCACUGCCAGUGCAGUUGCUUGCAUGUGGAAUGAUCCAUAUAGGCAUAACAGAACCCUGUGUUUUGCUGCUUUUCCUGAGGUGCAUGGGCAUUCCAUGGACCAGGCCGUGACAAGGAAUGGGAGGACAGGGAUAUGGGAUGGGAAGACUGCAUUGAGACAUAGGUAUAUGUUAAGGUAAGUGUAGAGAAAUCAAGUGAAAUGAAUAUAUGAACCAGGCCUUGGGCACCAUGAAUUAAUAUUUUGUUAGGGCCUGGUGAGACUGCCUGUGGAAUAACAGCAUAAUAAAACAAAAUGAUUUGAAGGUUUAACAAACUUGUGUCCUUCUGAUACUAGUUGGAGAGAUGUGUGUAGAUAGGUGGAGAGCAAAUGUGGCUGAUAACAGACUCAGUUCCAAUGUACCUAUGUAGGAAGUUGCUAAACAAUGUGUAGUCCUUCCUGCAUUGCUCCUGUGACUGUCUCUUAGCUGCUGCUCCUUCUGGCCUCUGCUGCUGUGUCCUGCCCCUGCUUUUUUCCCUUCUCUGUUCUCAGCUGGACAUUCUGUGCUCUACCCUGUUUGUCAAGUGUGGUGCAUUUUAGAAGUGCUAUAUAAACAAAUGAUAAAAUAAUAACUAUAGAUAUUCCUGACCUCUACAGCUUAUCAUUGACCUAUGCUUGUCAUCCCUUCAUCAAAACUGUUAUCUGCAUACAUAGCUAUUAGGCUGCUUUUGUGAGAAGCUGAAUAGCAUUGUCUGGUGAAAAAUAAUGACAAUAUGCACAGGAUGGAUUGCCUAAAAAUAUCCUCUAUAACAGUACAGCAGUAAAGAGGAUGUCUGAGUCAUGAGGGUUCUAGAGAAGGAAGGAGAGAGUUUUUUUAAAACGAUUAGGUCUAAAGAGCAAAGGGGCUUGUGCUCUUUACAUUACCUAAGUGUACUGAUCACAGACAAUAAAAAUGAUAGCAUUCCUUAGUCACUUGUAGUCCAUGUAAUAAAAGUUAAUUGUAGAUUCAGUAGGUACAACUCAGAGAAAAUCAAGCACUCUUAAGUGCUUAAGAAUGAUGUGUUUUAACUUUCCUGGAUUGCUUUUAGGGAACAACUGAAAUGUUAAAUUAUGCUAAACUUGGAAACAGAUAUUUUUCGUAGGAUCUACAAGUGCUUUUAAUGACAGCCAUGUUACUUUGAACUUGUAUCUACAUUUUGUGGUUAUAUUGUCCAUCCUCCAUGUUUGACAUUUCUUUGUGUGCCUCACAUGUCAUAUUUGUUUGUUGCUUUUUAAUGGGCUCACCAUAAAAGUGGGGCAGUAGACAAUGUGGCACUUGUGGCACUUUGGAGCAGCAUGUGGUACCUGGAGUACUAAGAAUAGCAGCUUUGAUUUGAAUAUUAAUUAUGUUAGACCUUGCUGUUUAAAACAUAAUGCUGAAAGUUUGAUGUUAGCAUAUCUGGAAGGCUGCUUGGGUUCUGGAUUUAUUCAGAGUGCUGGUUCAGCGUUUGCCGUUAUCUUUUACAGUUCUGAACUAGAAUGUACUUACACAUAUUUUGUGAUACUUAAUCACAUUUUCAUUGUUAGGUAUGUCUGAAGUUAUUUAGAAUGUGUUAAAUGUAUAUUGCCACAUACUGUGAAGUGGCUGCUAUUUUUCUCCUCAUUAUUUUGCAUGUUUUAAAAAAUGACUGUUGUUCUACAGGUUUUGGUAACCUAACAUGCUGCUUGCUGGUUUGUUUGUUUUUAUAUAUAUAGUUGAUGGGAUAGACAAGACAUCAAUUGCAAACUCAGAUGGGCCAAACCCAGCAUCCCGAAGUCCUUCUUUCAAGAGGAAAGGCAAACUUUCUACUAUUGGCAAAAUCUUCAAACCAUGGAAGUGGCGGAAGAAGAAGACCAGUGAAAAAUUUAAAGAAACAUCAGCAGGUAUCACUUUGGGCAGUGGCAGAGGUUACUUGGUGGUGACUGGAAAAGGUUAUUGUUGAUUAGUUGCAUUAUUCCAUACCAAUUCAAAAUAAGAUUGUGUGACUUGUUCUGUGCAUAUUCUGUAACUUUUUUCUGCUUGCUGUCAGUCCCAGCCUAUGGUCUCUUUAAGACAAUUUGUUCUAGUCCCUUGCCAAUUUCUGUCUGUCACCAUUGUCUUAAUAACCUGUUAACCUUCUAUUCCUCUUCUUGGCCUCUUCCACCUACUCAUCUUUCUCGCUCAUGGACUAAAUUUCUUCUCAGACACACUGAACCAGUUAAGAAUUGUUCUGAUGUCUAAUAGAUUUGGACACAAAAAACCCCCCAUGUUGAUUAAUUGCUUAUUUUAUUUAUUUAUUUGCUGCAUUUAUAUCCCGCCUUUCCUCCAAAGAGCCUAAGGUGGUAUACAUGGUUUCCCACCUUCCACUUGAGUCCUCGCAGCAACCCCAUGAUGUAAGUUAGAGCUAAGAGACAGUGACUGGUCCAACGUCACCAAGUGAGCUUCGUGGCCAAGUAGGGAUUUGCAUGCUGGUCUCUGUUAGAUGUAUUGACCCCAAAAGAAAGAACUGUUUCUUUAGCUCUAUAUGUCACAUGUCUCAAAUAUUUCUGUGACCACAGUUCCAUAUGGAACAGCUAGUAAUCUCCCUUUUCUAUCCCUGCAGUGCUUCAACUCUGCCACCCUGUUCCUCAUUUCAAGGUCUUUUGACUCUAAUUGUUUCUGGUUUCAUACCUUUACUACUUUCAAAAGCUAGAUCUGAAAAGCAUGCUGCACAUUAAAAAGAGAAGAGAGACUGCACCAGACAUUUUUAGAUAUGGCACCUUGUCUGUAGAAUGACCUCUUGGCAUUCUCUUUCCCCUCACAAGCUUUUAAUUUUCAGGCAUUUUAUCUUGGCCAAUGUAAUUUUAUGGUUUUGGUAUUUUAAUUGGCCUGUGCCCCACCAAAGAUGAUCAGCUAUAUCUUCUGCAGCCUAUGCAUUAUUCCAUAGCAGUUCAAAAGAAGAUUGUGUGACUGAUUGUUCUGUGCAUAUUAUGUAACUUUUUUCUGCUUGCUGUCAGUCCCAGCCUAUGGUCUCUUUAAGACAAUUUGUUCUAGUCCCUUGCCAAUUUCUGUCUGUCACCAUUGUCUUAAUAACCUGUUAACCUUCCAUUCCUCUUCUUGGCCUCUUCCACCAACCCAUCUUUCUCGCUCAUGGACUAAAUUUCUUCCCAGACACACUGAACCAGUUAAGAAUUGUUCUGAUGUCUAAUAGAUUUGGACAAAAAAAAGAGAGAGAAGAUCAGGCAGUGUGGUGAUAUAACAAAGGAGACAUAAUUAAAAUGUACCUGACCACAGUGGUAUUUUUUUUUUACAACAUGGGAAAUUUUAAUAGUAAAACAACUUAUGUUUUGUAGUUCUUGCCAAACUGUAAAUCACAUUAAAAGCAUCUCACAGCACCUGGAAACACCCCUGUAAGGUACACAGGCAUUAAUUCUCUCUUUUUACAGUUAUAUGGAAUGCGGACAUCCAAUCUGUUCUUCCAAAUGUCACCUUCAAAAAGUACUUUUCAUUUUUCUGGUCUAUUAGAGCAGAACUAGAUUCAGAAAGCACUGCUUACAAUAGGUUGCUUCUGUGCCUGGUGUGAUGUAUUUAAGUCUUGGAACAUAAACAUGUAAGCAGGAACAUUCCCAAGAAAACAUUUGCAGACUUACUUUCCUGGAACCUGUUGUUUACUUUUGUAGGAUUUCUUAAAAGCGAGCUUAUAUAUAUGUAGUUGGAUAUGGGUCCCUAAUCAUCAGCGGAAAGCCCAAUUGAAAUAAAAGCAUCCUGACCAUAACGCCCUUAGAGACAAAGGGUAGGAUCCUGAUACUGUGCAGUACCUUACCUCUGUGGCUCGACUGGCAUUCAUUUGCAUUUAGUUAUGUUUUGUACUUGGACAAGGGAGAUCAUAUUUGUAGUGUGCUUGUGCCAUAUUAUUUUACCAGUUAUGCUCAUGCAUGUAACAUUGCUCUAAUGGGGUCCCCCUCGGGGAGCAGUUUUGAGAGGAAAACUUUUAAGCACUCUUUCCCAUUGUUCUUUCACUUCAGAUAGGGGACUGCCAAAGCUUGUUUUGCUUAUUAGUUUGUUUUGCUUUUUUAAAAUAACAAGGGGGGGGACGUGUAGUGGUCUGGCCCUCAGCCAGAGUACUUGGGCAGGGGUGGGAAUCUGAUUGUUUUGUAUUAGGCCUGUGAAAAACAGCAUGUAUUGAAAGGUGCAGUCUUGGAUGGAAGGCUCAGUUUUCUUACAAAAAUAUAUUGGAAGGUGAUCAUACUAUGCCAGCAGCUGAAUAAAUCUAUGUAAACAGCACAUGAUACAAGCAGUUAAAAUUAUGGAGGAUUCCUUAUGGAAAUAACUUGUACUGAUGUGGGAAUGAUGAAUGGAUUCCCCCCCCUUUGGUAACAUGUUUUCCAUGUAGAUCUUGAAUCUGUGCUGCCAAGCCGCUUGCUUUGCAAAGCUGAGCAAACACAGUUUCGUCAUCCUAAAAAACAAACUUUAGGAAGGAUCUUAUCAGUUUCUGCUUUCGGAAGAGGAAGAGAUUUCAGUAGUUUAUCAGCUAGAGUGAAAAGAUGCUCCUUUGAAUAUCCAUAGGGAAAGUGGAGGGGGUGGAGCAGAAGCCGCGUCUGGCUCUGAUUGCAUCAAAUGCUAUAAUCCCAGAGGAGAAGUUCGAAGCUAAAUGAAGAAUCUGCAGGUCUACCUUUGAGAAGCAAAAAUAUCUGGAUGUAUUUCAGAAUGUUGGAUUAGUGCUUUUUUAAAAAUAAAAACGGCAUAAUUAAGAGAGCCUGAGGAUUUAACAGCUGCUGAAUAGCAUGGUUGGGGACUCUUAAAGUAAAAGUGAAGAAUUAAUAAUACAUUUAUAUAUUUAUUUAUAUCCACAUUUUACUCCAAGGAGCUCACGGUGGUUCUUCCUCUCUCCCCUCCCAAUUAAUCCCAACAACAGCUUGUGAAGUAGGUUAGUCCGAGAGGCAGGUACUGGCCCAACAUCACCAAGUGGGGAUUUGAACCCAGGUCCCACGGGUCCCAGUCCAGCCCUCUAAGCACCAUACCACACUGGCUCUCUGUUGAGCACAUAGGGCAAAUGUUUACUUGAGCAGACAUAUAAAUGCCAGCCAGAGCUGUCAGAUAGAAAGAAGGGGCCUUCUUGAACUGUGGGAUUGCAGGAGAACUGAAAUGUUCUGACGAAAGAGACCGCCUUUUUAAAAAUGGUGUAUAUGUCCGUUGUAAAGAGAUGCUUAUCCUUAGGAAAGGCCCAUGCAGUGUGUUAUAUUUAUACAGUUGUGCAUUCAAGUCCCCCCCCAUCCCGUUUUUCAAAAGACUUCCUAUCUUUAACAACACCUUUUAUGUGAGCUGAGCUACCACCUUGACACAUCCGCACUCUAGCUUCCCAACUCUAUGAACACAGGUAUAUUUCACAAAGAUACAAUCCCAGUUGUGUACAAAUACUUUGGUCAUAGUAACUUCACAUACAAAUAGCAAGGCAUGCCUUCUGUAUUCAGUUCCAUAACUUUCCCAGAAGUAAUUCCAUUUUCUCCCAGUGCUUUUUAAACAAUUAACUCAGAUGAAAAAUCUUGAAGAACUCUGAACUUCUAAAAUGACAUUUAUUUAAAAUGCAAGAGAAUGAUAUUCUGUAGCUGCCUUGAUUCUGAAAUAAAGCAGAUGGUCUCAGUGUGUGUUGUUGAAGCGUUUGAUUUUAUGUUUCUUAAUUUAAGUUUUAAUAGCAAAACAGUAAAUCACUGUUUCUUACAGAAAUGUGUCUGCAUAACUUUUAAAAAGAUAAGAUGGAACACUUUGGCAAAUUAUCAAGCACUAAAUCUCUCCAAUAUUAUUUGACCUUUGCCUACGCUGUCUCAUUUACUCUGCUUCAGAUUCCAUCUAUUUUAUAUAAUCAAAAUACAAUUAUGCCUUAAUAAAUGCAAAGUGCCUGGUAUUUAGACAACUUCCUUGCUGUACUUUUUGUUCCUUAUGCAUAGCUCAGAUUUGGUUCCAUACCAUUAAUAAAUCUAAUGCUUCUGCUCUUGUUCAUGGAGAAUUUAAAUUGAUGGGUGGCUGCUGCUGUGAUGCAGUGGGAAGGAGGAAAUGAGCACAGUUCAGCUCUGGUGUUUUGACUAUAACACUGCCAGCAAGAGACAUUAAUUAGCUGAAGCAAAAUAUUCUAUUAAUAAUAUAAAAAACCCAAGUAUAAUUACAGCAGCAUCAUCUUUAUUCAUCUUUAUUAAUCUUACGUGGAAAAACUUCAGACAGAAAAACCACGCUCCUUACUUCCCCCUAGAAUCUUCUGCUCAAAGUGACAUUUCACAUCACUUCAGGAUAAAGUGAACUCUGCUUCAUCCCUCACAGAAUCCAUCGAAAGUGUUUUGUGCUACAAAGGUCACCUAAGGCAGAUGGACUUUGUGGCUCUCUUUCUGCCAGCUGUGCCUAGAACUCCCAUCUUCUAUAGGGCACUCUCUCUCAUCUUCCAGAGCCCAUCUUUUCCCUGAGACACGUGGAUUAAUCCCAUAAUCUUUACUGUAAUCAAGUUUCAGGUGUAAAUGCUCACAUUUCCUUCCUACAUGCUCACAUUUCCUUCCUACAUUUUCUCUUCCCUUCUCUUCCUUCUGUGGUAGGCCAUACAUUUCUUGAGAGCAAGUACCUGUCUUUUUGUUUAUGGAAUAAUCUUGAGUGCUAUGCGUGCUAAUGGGGGUGAAUUAUAAUGUAUGAGACAAGACAAGACUGUCUUGUCUGUGAGGUAUAAUUCAGAUGUUUAAAUUACCACAUCUAUCCCCUGUAACAUUUUGCUUUAAAGAAGCCACAAUUAGACUGGAGCAUGAGCGUAAUGAGUGAGGUGUAUAAAUGUUUUAAGUCAUCAGAAACUGAGGAAGUAGAAUUUAAGAUUAGAUGCCCCAAAGUAACAUUUUAGAGCUUGAUAUGAACAAUUUGUGCUGAGGGUAUUUUGCAGGAACAUGUGGCAAGUGGCCAUAGGUCAGUGGAAGAGCAUGUGGUUUGAAGCAGACAUUCCCAGGUUCAAGCCACUGGGAUUACACAACUGAAGGGAAGCACACUUUGAUCUCUGCCAUCGCCAUCUGAACAAGGGCCACUGGGAGACCGCACCCUCUGUAGUAUCACCCUCUGUAGUAUCAACUUUCUAACUAUACAAAGACUAAAGUUUCUCUAUCCAUUAGCUAGAGAAGAAGCAGCUGCAAACAGCUUGCUCUCCUCCCCCCCAUUUGCUAGAAAGAUCACACUGUUCCAACUUCCUGAAUUUGCUUGCUUUCCCUCUUCACUCUCCAUUCCAUUUUCUUUUUUGCAUCAUGUCUGUUAGUCCCUGCUUGCCGGCUACAAGCUGUCUUAUCUUUUUUAAAAAUAUCUGUACAGUGUUUAGAAAAAUGUUAGGCACUCUAUAAGUGUUAAAAUAAAAAUAGCAGCAGAGUUGGGAAUAUUUCUGCUGAGAGAAACAUUAGAGAGCUAUCAUUCUUCAAACUAGACAAACUCAGAGCUCAGAGCAGCCAAUGGUCUGACUCAGAAUAAUGUCUUAAGAUGGCGAUAAAUACAUAUUAGUUGCCCUACACAUUUCAGUAAAUCUCCUUUAGGGUCUUUCUGUAACAGGCAGACGACUGACAUAUGUACAGUACCUUUGUAACAAACACUCCAAAACUAUAGUGUUCCUAUCGAUACAUACAAAUAUAUUUAUAAAUAUUCCAAACAUUUUCUGGGCGAAUAUAUGUAACCAAUAUACAAGUUACAAAAAUGUGCACAAAAAUAUUAUUUAUUAACUUAGUCAUAAAAACAUGCAACACUUUAGAAACUUCAGCACAUGAAUGCCUACAGCUAUUUAAAAGCAGAUACACUUGCACAGAUAUCUGGACAAUAUAUUCUUCCAUAAUUCAAAUGCAGUAACAUGGGUAUCUUACCAAAAUCACAAAUUACAUAGUCUUUUGGCAAACAUAACAGAAAGAUCUAGGGCAUCAGAAAGUUUUCCAAUGCAAAUUCAGUCCCGUCCCCAUCCCCAAUGUGAAUUACCCUAAUUUCCAGGAAAUUUUUGAACUCAGAAUUUUCUGGCAAACUCAUUUCCCUCCCCCACCAAAUAGAGGGGGUUGUCAGCAAUGGGAUGUCCCUGGCUGGCAGUGGUCCUUAUUAAGACACUACCUUCCAAGCGCAUGAUUAGCCCUGCCAGAUUAGAGCAGCAUUAUCAGAGCAGCAUGAAGGUGGUUCAAGCCCUGGUGUUCAGAAAAAGCGAAAAAUGGGGUGAGGAGGGUUGCUUAGAAACCCAAUGAAUAUAGGACAAUAAAGCACCCCAAACUGAUGAUUAAGGAAUUCAAUACCUUUUAUCUAGCAGCUUAAGAAAAUAGAGUUGCAUAUGGAGGUGCUGCAAUAUGUUAUCUGACUACGUAUAUUCAUGAAUAAGUUUCUCUACAAAGUCGGAAAACUGACUUGUCUCUCACUGACUUCCUGAGAUCAAACAUGCUCAUAAACAUUCUGCAUUUAUUUCUUUUGUUAUAUAUGUAUAUUUCUAUAAAGAAGUAUGUGAUUGGAAAAGAGGAUGUGAAAACAAAACCUAGGGUGCAUCUGUAUAUUAGAAGAGAAUGUCGCCUAUAAAGCUGAAGUACAUUGUAUCUGUUGAACUGCAAUAUUUUCCAUGAUUUUUUAAAGUAAUAAUUUUUAUUGGUUUUUGCAAAACAAGCCAUAUUUUGUGAAUGCAAUAAUAAAGAAAAGGCUAUUUUGUGCUUUUAAAGUAUUGCCUGUGACUUAAUACAUUUAUAACUGAAAACAUCUGCAACUGAAUAUAUUUAUACAUCUAUUUUUGAGGGGGUUUCUUUUUUCCAAAGAGGCAGGCGGCAUCAUGCAAGUGACCUGCUGCUUUGCACAAAGUUCUUUGGAUCAAGGCCAUUGUGUUUAAAGGUGGGAUGGGGAAGCUUUGGCCUUCCAGAUUUUGUUUGAACAUCUGGACAGUCACAGGUUCUCCAUUCCUGAUUUAAAGAAUAUUUAAUACUUUGCAAAAACUAAAAACAGCAGGUCUCUAUCCAAUUGGCUCACACUGAAACCAGGCAGAGGCAAAGGAAGAGAACAUGUUGGUGGUGAACAAUAUGUGACUGUGCAGAAGGAGUUGUAAUUUGCUUAAGGCAGUGUGGAACGUUCUUAAAUCUGCAUGCUGCUAAAGUUGGUAAUUACUACUUUGCCUUUAAAAAAAUGAAGCAAAAUAUAGAAGGUAAAAAUUAAGGAGGCAAAGCAAAAAGGAUUGGUUUUUACAGGCUUUUUGAAAUAAGAAAGGAGGCAUAUAGGAUUUUAGCAGGAGGAACAUUCCGUGCAUACAAAGAAGCUAAAGAAAAGGGAAGAUGAAGAGAAACAGACCAAGCAAGAGACAUGAAAAAAUGAUGACUUGUAGCAAUAAGCAGGACAGAUAGGAUAGCUGUAGCUCCACAAGCCAAGUGUGCCUGCUCGGGGCCUGAUACGGAAAUAUUCUGCUUGUUUAAUCGCUUAAUGUCUGUCUGGUUCACUGGUGUCCUGUUCUGAGUAAGGAGGAGAUAGUGGCUUAAGGGAGCAGAUAAACCUGAGCCAUACUUAAAUCCCAAAAAUGCUGCAUUGUGAGGCAGAUGAUGAAUACACAGAGACUGGAAGUGUGGAUGGCAGGACUGAUGGUAGAAAUGGCAAGAGGAAGGGACUCCACCUGACCUAGCUUAUAGAUAACACUUGAGGAAAGUAAAAUGCUUAAUUCUCUCCCAGCAAUGGGAGAUGAAAGGGGGGAAGGAUUAAACGAGUGGAAGACGCAAACAUUUUAAGGGUCACAUUCAGAAGAUAGACUUAACAGUUACCGUAUUUUUUGCUCUAUAAGACUCACUUUUUCCCUCCUAAAAAGUAAGGGGAAAUGUGUGUGCAUCUUAUGGAGCGAAUGCAGGCUGCGCAGCUUUCCCAGAAGCCAGAACAGCAAGAGGGAUCACUGCUUUCACUGCUCAGCGAUCCCUCUUGCUGUUCUGGCUUCUGGGAUUCAGAAUAUUUUUUUUCUUGUUUUCCUCCUCCCAAAACUAGGUGCAUCUUGUGGUCUGGUGCGUCUUAUAGAGCGAAAAAUACGGUAUAUUUUUAAAGGACAGGGUAUUAGCAAAUGCUUCAGAAAGUCAGUAUGAACAAUUGGCAAGCCAGGGAUGAUAUGCUGCACUUAAAUCCACUGGGUAUUCUAGUCUCAAAGAAUGAAUUGUGGUUCUUUGGGAUUCCAUUACUGUGGUCUUAGAUAGAUGUGGUCUGUGAAGCAUGGCUGCAGAUCUGCCUUGGUUGACAAUCAGGGACCUCUGAUAUUCUGCAUCUUAGGGAUCUCUUGGAUAAUGUGCACUUUUCCUGUCCAAGUAUUGCACCCUCUCCACUGGAGCCACAGAUGCUCAGAAGUACCAGUUUACCUUCAAGGAUUAUUUAUUUGUGUUUCUGCAUCUUUCUGUCAGCAGAAAUAAGUUUUAUAAGCAAACAAAGCAGCUUAUGGUAUACUUCCUGGAAACUGCAAAAUAUGCGUGCACAGAAAGUUACAUAGUUUACAGCCUGAUGCAUCACAGCAUCCAAGAAGUUAUGGAAAGUCCCCUUGUACAGAAGCCAGUAAGACCUGGCCGAAACUGGAAGUCUUCAGACUGAAGGAAGCUGACACUAAGUAGGACUAUUGGUCCAUCUUGCUCAGUAUUAUGUAUUCUGACAGAGCCAGUGGCCCUCGGGAUUUCAGACAUGGUUCUCUCUGAGCCCUACCUGGAGAUGCCUGGGAUUGCACCUGGGGCCUAGAAGCUUUUCCACUGAGCUAUGGCUCUUCCCCAACCUGAACCCCGUAAGGGAAGCUGAAAGGCAGCCAUUAUGUACAGGCUGGAGACCCCACUUUGAAGGUCACUCUUUGUAUUCAUCAUAGCAUGUGCUCUCAGAUGACUAGCCAGUGGUUUCUGUACAAGGGGAUUUCCUGAUAUAUCAGGCUGUGAGUUAUGCAACAUUUUGUGCACUCAUGUUUCCAGGAACUAUGACAUGCAUAGCUUUAUAUAAGAAGAGAUACAUUUUCCCAUUUCCAGGGUGGUGUUUUACAAAGAAUUCCUGUCAGCACUGGGAUUUCCACUUGGGCAGCAGGACUUUCUCUAUCUCUCCAGCCCUUGCUCUUUUAUAGAGGCCUGGGGAAACCUGAGGGGCAGGAGAGGAGGGAAACAUUCCAUUACACAAGAAGAAAUCCUUGCACUAACAGAACACUCGCCUUAGGGCUACAUUGUAUUUCAUCCAAAACUUGGAUGGGAAGAAUGAUUGCCUGUCAUACAAAACAAUGCCUUAACAGAGUAUGUGAGUGUGACUCCGCUAUUACAAAUUUGCAUAAUAUAUUUCUGUUCUGGAGGUUCAUUGCUAUUCUUGUUACUAAUAAAAAAAAAAGUAGCUGCACUUGUUAACAAAAGAUCAAACAGCGUCGCCAACUUGUACAGUGCUCCUUUUCUGUCUAACAACAAUAUUUUGAAAAGCUAUUGCUGAAGACAAAGGCUAAGGUCCUUGCUUUUGUUCUUUUUAAUCUUUUUCUGGCUUUAAAAAAAAUAUAUAAUUGCUAUAAUUGACUUUCAGUGAAUUAAUGUCUACAUUUUGUCUGUUUCUUUUUUGAAGUGCUGGAAAGAAAGAUAUCAACAAGGCAAAGCAGAGAGGAGUUGAUAAGAAGGGGUGUCCUGAAGGAAAUAACUGAACAAGGUGAUGGCAGUUAAUAUAGGCAGCUGCUAAUAACUUUUGUAUGCCAUUUAAAUGAUUAGCAUUAUUUUUCUGUUGCUACUAUCAUUGUUUUGAAACUCUGUGACAUGACUGAUACAGCAGGCAGGGACACAUCCUUUCAAGCCAGACUCAUAACCUGCUUGUGAUAAAACCCCUGGGUCUUCUGUUAUAAGCACAAACCAUAAUUCAGUCUGUCAUUUGUGUCUCAUUGUUUGGGAAAGUGAACUGAAUAGCAAGGUAUAUUCAGGAGAGAACAUGGGAGCAUACUUGAAUCCAAGUAUUCGUGUCAGGUGGCAGGGGUGGGGGGGAGCCUGCCAUGCAUCUAAGUGUUGUGCUGUUGAGUCUAGAUGUCAAGGGAAGGAAGACAUGCUUCAAAGACUGCUUGGAAUGCCCUAAAGAGGGUGUCAAGUACUCCCAGCAAAACUGUUGAUACCAUAAUAAUUCUGCUACAGAAAUCUAUGGGGCGACCACACUUGAAAUGCUGUGUAUAGUUCUGGUCGCCACACCUCUCAAAAGAUAUAGAGCUGGAAGAGGUGCAGGAAAGAGCAACCAAAAUGAUCAAAAGGAUGAAGCAACUCCUCUAUGAGGCAAUGUUACAACAUGUUGGGGCCUUUUAUUUUGGGGAAAGGUGUUGUGUGCACAGUGGCUUGCUCAGGUUGACUAGGAAGAGCUAAAUAUUAGGUGACAAUUAGUGUUCUGGUAAUGUAAGUACAGUGGUACCUCGGGUUACAGACGCUUCAGGUUACAGACUCUCCUAACCCAGAAAUAGUACCUCGGGUUAAGAAAUUUACCUCAGGAUGAGAACAGAAAUCACGCAGCGGCAGCGGGAGGCCCCAUUAGCGAAAGUGGUACCUCAGGUUAAGAACAGUUUCAGAUUAAGAACGGACCUCCGGAACGAAUUAAGUUCUUAACCCGAGGUACCACUGUAUUCUAGGCAUUCAAGUGCUUGUUAAUGUAGAUUCCUUCCUCCCUUCCUCCCUUUCCAAUAUAGCUUCAUCACAUUUUAUGUACAUCAAGCGUGCGGCUCAUUGCUGUAUGCUGCAACCCUGUAAAUGGGAAGCGCUUACAUACAUUGUCAGUAUAAGGCAAUAACUUUGUUAUCAUUUAUUUCAGAUGGAGAGAUAACAGUAAAUUAUGAAACCUCAAACGGCCACACGAUAGUAAUCACUGAAGAAGCCAUACAGGGAGAAAAUGUCACGAAGACCGCAGAAGAGAAUAGCUCCACAUCAGCAAAAGCACCACCAGCUACAGAAGAGAGAAAAGAUGGCAAAAAGGGUAAUUUAAAAUGCAACUCAUCUGGAUUGAUUUCUCAUUUUAAAAACAUGAGUAGAUAAUUUAUGUAAACAGUUAUACUGAAAAUGACUGCCUAUAGCAACAAGGAAGCCAAUGUAGAGAUAGGCUUUGCAGAAACAAGACGGCAGUUAAUAUUUUUAAGUGGCAUCUUUUCAAUCAGAAAUACAAAUUUCAAAUGGAACAUAAAGUUGGUCUCGUUGGAAGUGGAGGAAAAGGUGGUAGGUCUGGAAGAGGAGCAGAUUUUUAUUUGUUUUACCAGACAUGAAUGGAACCUUGUCUGUGGCUUAAGGAGAGGCAAUUAGAAUUGCACGAGAAGGCCAUUCACUGAAUCUUAGCUUAACCUCCAUCCCAAAGUUGUGAGGCUAACAUUAGAGCAGGUGUGGUGUGGGGGGCUUGUGUACCACCCUGAGCUCCUUCAAAGAAGGGCAGGAUGUACAUCAUACAAAAGCAUUUAUAUAACUUUUUCUGCUUGUUUUUUAACUAAACUUCCUGCGUGUGUAGAAUGGAACAGUUACAGACUACAAGAUGAUGGUGAACAAAUAUUAGUUCUAUUUUAACAGAAGCUCACCACCACCACCAAAAGUUGAUUUAUGAACUUUUUCUACAAAGGAAUAUACACAAUACACUAAUGGAAACAUCUUUUUUUUAAGUGGGUGCCCUGCUGUUCUAUAGCUGGCACUACAAGUACUGUGCAUGCCACCAGGUUGUUAUUUGCUUUCUAUGUGAGAAAAUCAGUAAGAACAUAAGAACAGCUGUUCAGGAUCAGGCAAAAAAGUCCAUCCUUACUGGCACUCUGAUUUUCCUCAGUGGUGGACCAGAAGUCUGCAAGCAGAAAGUGAAGAUGCUAGCCAUCUUGUGAUGUUUGCCUCUAUCAACUAGUAUUCAGAGAAAUACUGCUGCUGGACAUGAAGGCUGUAUUUAGCUUACGAUUUAUUACAAUUAAUGGAACUUCGCUUCAUGUAGUCUUGGGGCCAAAUGACAAAGAAACAUCAAAAACUCCUGACAUUUCUGAUUGUAGUCUGACAGAAGACAGGAGGCUUCAAUUUUGAUUGGAGCAAUGGGUUACCUGUAUAUUUUUCACAACAAGGCAUAUUGAAGAUUCUGGAAUGCUGUUAGUCUGAUCAAAAUUAGAGCCUCCCUUCCACCAGUCAUUUAACUCAAUACAGAGAAAUCAGGAGAUCCAACCAUGAUGUCUUUCCAUGGGCAAAUGUUCUGCAUUUUUGAGGGAUAACUCCAGAUACUUGAGAGAUCCAUCGGACAAGUAAUACUCAUUCAAAUAAUUCCUAAAUCUUGCAGAGGGAAAGAAGGCAGUGAUUGCUUAUUUACAUGCAUUGCUGCAUCUAACUGUUUACCAUGACUGGUGUAUUUCAUAGCUUCAAGCACUUCAUAGCAGAAAUAGAAUAUUUCUGGUAAUCACAACAUUGUUUUCUCAAAUAUAAUAGUCAUGAAUAGUCAGUACCCAUUUUCCAUAAAAGCUGCUGUGAUCAAAGAUGGUACACUUCUGAAUACCAAAUCCUGGUAAAAAAUCUAGGGGAGAAAGUCAUUGCUUCCAUGCCCUGCUUGUAGCCCUCCCAGAGAAAUUUGCUUGUUGCCAUAGGUAACAGUGCUGGACUGUACUGAAGUUUAGGUCUGACCCCGCAAGGCAGUUUUAAACAUUUUUAACCAUACAUUUCCAUGGAUGAAGAAACAUGACAGAUUUCUCUUUGACGGUACAUAUUCAAGAUAACUACAGACAACAGUAUAUCACCUCCCUGUUGUACCUGCAGUCAGGGUAACAGAAGGGGUGAUUAAAUUUUUUUCUAUGCAUGCUAAUAGGUGCAUCCUAAUAAACAUUGGUGAUUUAUGAAUACAGGGGAAAAGUUUGGUGGCAAUUCCAGAUUAAUUGAUAAAGUAUGUGAUCGUGUACAUAUGUGCAUUUAUGAGGUCUUGUUGCUCAUCUGUAUCUUAUCGUUAUGAAGGAGCUCCUUGCAGUCUCACUGAAAUGAAUGACGGCUGUGCCUGAAAUCUUAAAAGGCAAAUGCUGUGUGUCAAACAAAACUAGCAGCCUAAUCCAGGAUUCUUUCUAGCCAUGUGAAAUAAGAAACAAGUGCAAUUCCUACAAAAAAAUGUUGCUAGCUACAAAUAGAGUGUAUUCUCCUGAGAAUACAUCAAAAGACAAGUGACCUUUCACAUGAUAUAUGCAUGAAGAUGGGUGGUUUUUUUUCACUUGGUCUGUGUUGUAGCAGAUAGGUUUAUGUGCCCUUUGCCUGCUUGAGGUUUUUGAGUUUGUUUGUUUUAACCUUUUCUCUAUAAAUACAAAGUAUUAAAACUACUCCUACUCAACCCGGGUCUGCAAUGCUGCUCAUGGUUCUUCUGUGCUCACGAUUAUAUUGAUCUCGGCCCAUAUUCAUCUCAGUAGGACUUAAAUAUACAUAACUAGUGGUGGAAUUGUAUAUCUGAUUUCUUUUCAUGUUCAGGAAUGGGACUUUUAAAAAGAACAGAAAAUGAGCAGAACUGUAAUAAUGAAAUGCUGAAUGCCUUGAUGAUUAGGCCAUGGUAGACUGGUACACUGAGCACAGAAAGAGUUAAGAGUGUUUUUGGAAGCAAAGCUGUUCCUGAUAAACAAUUCUAGAAAUGUUAAAUGCUUCCGAAGUUUGUCGCCUUGCAGAUGCUUUCUACAUUUUGAGUAUUGCUAUUAGUAAUAAUGAUGGGGUGUCAACCCUCCAAGAGGCAUGUUUAGAACUUCUCUUGUACCAAAAUAAUAAGAACAUGCUGACAGGUUUUCAUCUGCUUGUAUUUUGGGUAAAUGAUUAUUGAGUGCAUGCUGUAUAAGUGAUCUUGCCCUAAAUCUUUUAUAAAUCUGUCAUAUGCUUUAGGAAAUACCAUGUUCUCAAAAGAAGAAAAAGAAAUAAACACUAAAAUUACCCAGCAUGUAUCAAGCAACACUGAGUAUAAAUGAUUUCUGUCCUACACAGAUGUUGUAAUAGCUGAGCACAUACCAUUUUAGAAUUGUAAUUUGGCUUAGAACUGGUAGCAGAAGAGCUAGUUAAUUUAGGGGGUUACCAAUGAUAAUGUGAGAGGGGAACUUGAGUCAAAAAGUAACAAAAUUGGCAUGAUUCCAUACCAUGCUUACAUACUACUAACUAGGUGAGCCAGCAGGGUUUUCUGGGCCCAGUCCACUGUAUGUGGACUGGGCCCUCUGACCCACAUGCAGAAAGGACACAGAUUUGCAUCAAAUUUUCAUAUGCUUUGUCUAAUAUGUAAAUUUUACAAGUGAAGCAGAGUCCAAAAAUAAAUCAGCGGCCACACAUAUAAUAAAAUAUCUGACAGACAGAAUGUGAACAAGUGAAGCUUUCCCCAUAAAUGUAUUUCUAUACUACAAGAGGUUUAACUUGUUUAAUUUCUGCCUUCCACACAGCUGUUAAAUGCACAAGAACCCUGCUUUCCUCAAUGCUACCCCUAAACCAAAUUCUAGACUGCAAUCCUAUACCCACUUACCUGGGAGUAAUCCCCAUUAAACACAAAUAAACUUACUUCUGAGUAGACAUUCCUCAUCUCUCAGACUAAUCAACAACCCAUGACCUUUAAACUAGAGGGACUGUUGUUUUUGUUUGUUAAUAUGGUAUAUAUUUUUGUAGUUUUGCAUUGCAAACUGCUCUGUGAGCCUGAGGUUGGCUAGCUGAGUCGGUAGAGCAUGAGAGUCUUAAUCCCAGGGUUGUGGGUUUGAGCCCACUUUGAGUAAAAGAUUCCUGCAUCACAGGGGGUUGGACUAGAUGAUCCUCAUGCUCCCUUCCAACUCUACAAUUUUAUGAUUCUAUGAUCCUCAGAAGAAGGGCAGUAUAGAAAUCUAAUUAAUAUUAAUAAGUGAACUAUACAGUGAAUUAUUAAUGAGUGCCAGGACUUUAGCGCAUGCAGGGAAAACUACCUAAGCCUCUGCAGAGUUUUUACAUUUGCCUUUUUUGGGGGGGAGGGGGAUUCUUCAACAUCCACCUAUACUUACUGUGUGUUGGUAUUUGCAGAAAAGAGCUGCUAGGAGCUACCUGAUCUCAGACAGACCCAUCACAAGAAUGAGGCAUCCUGGUUGCUAGGGGGAAAGGAAAGGCAAACUGGAGAUUCCAAGGAGUAGUAGAUGAAACAGAAGCUGGAAAAGUGUACUAAAGAGGAGGGGAGAACAACAGCUCCUUAGGAUCCUAGAGAUUCCUGUUGCCCAGUGUCAAUUACAGCUGUUACUUCACUCAUUGAACAUUGAAAGGCAGGAGCAGCAAGGCUGCCUCAUCUCAAAGAAGUCACUUAGAAGGGUACCUGCAUAUUUACUUCAUAACUUACUUUCUAGGAGAGCUAGAGACCCUUGCUUUUAAAAUGAAAACUCAGAGUCUGGGGUUCCUGCUAGCUGUGAUCUUGUUAUAUCAGUAACCCCUGUACCUGUCUCUUGGCAGCCCUGGUCACAUGUGACACACACAACUGUAUUUACUUGUCUCACAUACUGUUGGUUUUUACAUACUAAUUAUUUCUAAUAAUAACGCUGUUUAUCUCUUGAGAAUGGGGUAGAGAUCCAAAUAUGGUCUGGUGAAUUGGAAUAAAUUGAGCUUUGGUUGCUUGAGAAGUAUCUCUGAAAUGAUUGUAAUGACACUAUCCUCCUUCAGUGGAAACUGAAUUAUUUUUUAAAAGCUGUUCCCUUGUUUCUGCAUUUUGAGAGCCUCUCUGGGCCGCACGAUAGACCUGGGAGAUGUACUAGACAGACUUGAUGUAAUUUGGCUGCAAUUCCUUUCUUUAAAAAAAUAAAUAAAUCAGAAAUGUUGCUGAUUCUCAAGAGGUGGAGCAGUUUGGAGAGAUGUGUUUGUUUCUUUGUUUGUUUGGCAUCCUGCCAGUUGUCGUCUGUUUGUCAGUUGCUUUCUGUUCACUUUCUCAUCCAUAGAGAAACCUCUUCCUAAAGGUUCCGAAACAUCGGCACCCCGUGCCCCCCCACCGCCACCUCCUAAAUCUAAGCCUAAAGCUAAAAAAGCAACCAUACCUCCAAAAAAUGCUACUGCUGCUGCCACUAGCCAUAAGACUAACGAAGUGCCACAUGCUAAAAAAAAGGGCAAGGCUCCUGCCAAGCAGGCCUCUGCACCGCCUGCCAAGCUAACAAGCCACGGUGCAAACCGAGAAGCUGGUGAGUAACACACAGGUUGGUCGUUCCGUAAUGCAUGCUCUGGGUAUUAACAUACGGGUGCCCAACUUUGGAUUUGUGGAGCUUACUGCUUGCUUUCGAUGUCAGAAAUACUAAUACAGUGUGUGUCUUGUCAGUAGCUAACUCUUCACUGACUUUGUUUUCUAAUGCACUCUACUGCCGAAUAAAUGCCACUGGCUAUUGCUUCCUUGCCACAGCCACUGGCAUUAAAAGUACAGGGAGCAGCAGCUUCCAGACAUUAGCAUGCAUUCAGCUGAACAAGCGCUACAACGUCAUGGAAACAGGCAGAUGACAGUCGUUGGCUUUGCAUCUGAUGAUAAUAAGACUUGGGUGUUGUAAUGCAUGGCUGGGCAACACACAGCCCCGUGUAGAGCAAACUUCGUGGUUAUCAUGCUCUGUUAUUAAAAUUUUGAAAAUUGUUGGUUAGAAUAAAUGUACAUUUCUAGCCCUCCUGCAUAGCGAUUUGAAAACAAAAGAACAAAAAACCAAAAGAAACCCCCGCAAAGGAUUGGUCAGUAUUGACAGCUAAAUCAAGAAUAUAUGAUGAAGCCAAGGGUUGUGGGGUUAAUGACUGCAUAUCGCCUUUAUAAUGACCACUACCAAAAUGCCAUUGGUGGAUAUAGCUGUGUACACAUGUAGCCUUUAAAAUGCCCAGCGGUUGUUUUUCCAAAGUGUGCUUUUGUAAACAGCAACUGGUAAUUGUACACCCCUUCAUGCGAUGGCAUCAUUUUCUCAUUCUUUCCAAAGAGGGGCUAAAAACUGGUGCAUUGUUGAUGUCCUGAUAUACAGAGGAUAUAUAUUGGAAGUAGCAAGUGACAACCAAGUUGCUGUACUGCUUCCAAGUUUGAUUAUUUGAUUCCUGGACAAGUUAAACGUGGUGAGGGCGAGAGGCACAGAGAUCAGUAGGUGUGCUCCCAGUAGGAAGUGACCUGAAAAGCAACUCUCUCUGUACUCGAGAAGUGCAUUCUCAUCACAAACCGGGUUGUUACCAUUCCUGCAGAAUGUACUUUAGAUCAACAGAUGGUUGGACAGGGACAACAUGGGGAUGGCAUUGUGUGUAUAGCACCCUAAAAAGGCGCCUACAUCCAAUGCCAAAUGCAUACUGCCAUGCACUGUGUACACAUUCAGUGGUAUCCCCCUCCCUCGAAACUGCUUCCUUCAAAUGGGGGGCGGGGGACAAACACAGUUUAGCAUCUGAAAGUCUUUAUAAAAGGACUUGGAAAUCAUGCAGCUUAAGACACAGUGAAGACUAGAUUCUCUUUACUUGCUUCAAUUCUGAUUUCCUCCCUCUCCCAAUAUUUCAAAAAUACCUUAGCAAUAAUGAGUUUGUGAAACCUUUUCUAACAUUAAGUUUCCAAGGAUGGCAGAUAACAUUGAAAAAGCCUGUGAAAUGCAGAGGCAAAUUACCCACGCCUGAUCUUAGAGGCACAGUAACAGGCAGCAUGUGAUUAGCAUUUUGUUUCAGCAGUAGCAGGGAUUUGAGCUGCUCGUGGCACCCCAGGAAUGCAGUACUUUACAUCAGAUCUGAAAGUGUUGGGUGGUGUGCUUAGGGAGUUUAUUGGUUUUGUUAUCAGUUGUAAAAAGAAAGAAAGGGGACUUCUAAAAACAAGCAAAAAGAAGUCCAACCAUUCUUACCAGAGGAUGUGUGAGAUGAAAUUUUCCCACUGUUCUUCCAUCUCCCAGUGAGCUGAUGAUUGAUCCCAAUCCGUUUUUUUAUGGCUAAGCAAGCUGUGUAAUCUUGCAUAAAUUCAUACCCCUGGCCUUCUAUGCUGCGAACUGCCCUGAGAUCUUCAGAUGAAGGGCAGUACAUAAAUUUAAUAAAUAAAAAUAAUAACUACAUCUAAGUAUUCCAACAUUAUCAAUGUUAGCAGGCAUCAAUCCAUUGUUUCAUAUUCCGAUUAAGCAAGAACUCUCAUUAGCCUUGGCUACAGCUAAUUUUGGUACCCGUGGAAGUGUUUGCGUGUCAUGGCAAGCCUUAAAAGAGGACUUGCUGUGCAUGAGACAGUUACAUCCACUUUGCCCCUCGCUGCUUGUGCUGGGGAGAACAAAAUCAGUGUUGCCUCUGAACAAAGGAUUGUGGUUUGGUUUGCUCCAAGCCAUGGAGCAUGAUUGAUGACAAGCCAUGAUUGAUGACUAGCCAAGGUUUCCUUUUGGCUUACUAAUCAUUACUCACCUUUUGGGAAAGGUUCAUAGCUCGAUAGUAGAGCAUCUGCUUUGCAUGUAGAAGGUCCCAGGGAAGAGUCUUGCCUGAACCCCUGGAGUGCUUCUGCCUGUCAGUAUAGACAAUACUGAACUAGAUGGACCAACAAUAUGAAUCAGUGAAAGGCACCUUCCUACGUUUAUAUCCCUGGUUUGGAUGUAACACUAAGCCAAGGAUCUGGUGUUUUUUAACCUCCAUGCACUCAUGGGGAAGAGCAAAGCAUUCAUGCAAGGUGUAAUCAUGGUAAAUAAUCAACUAUAGUUUACUAUGGUGUGCAAACUGGGCUAAUAUAAUGCUUAAAGCUGGUACAAGAUGGGCAGGGGAAGGAAAAAAGGACAUGAACCAGCAGUCAGAUCUCUUGUUUAACUACUGUCAAAUGUGUCCCCUAGCUCUGUAAAUAAUUAUGUGCUUAUUACACUUUAGAGUUGCCAAUACUGCUCGUUUAGCUUCAGAUUUUCCAGUAAUAGGGUAGAACCCCAUUGCAGAAACGUAACGUAUGUUGACCACAAAAAAAAGUGUUUAGGAAACCAUUUCUGCAAUGAUGACAUGUAUGUUCUCUCCCAUUUCAGCUAGUUCCUCGCACGUAAAAAAAGUGCACACUUCCAAGGCAUCGUCGUCAUCUCCCUCAUCCACAUCAUCUCGCCCUAAAACCUCUAAAGAGCCAACGUCAAGCAAAACAGGCACAGGGACACCCAGAGACAAGAAGAAGCAUGGAAAGCAGGUGACCGUUAGGACAUCUGCUGAUGGGGACGUUUCUUCCACCUCAAACACAGCAGUAGGCAACUCAGAAGCAAAGGUGGAAAACUCUAAACCAGAAGAGCCUCUCUCUGUUAUUUCUGAAGCUAGAGACACAACGCAGCCAAGCACAGCUACUGUUCCUCCCCCUCCUGCUGUUCCGCCACCACCCCCUCCUCCCUUCAUCCCAUCUCUGUAUCCAGGCUCUCAGCCCCCUGGUUUCUCAGACACACAAGAUGUGCCAGUUAGCACUGAAAUAGCUCCGUCUGUCCCUGGCACAGAUUCUAACGAUCUUCACAUGAAAACUGAAGCAGAUAGUGAAAGCUCUUCAAGCAGUGCUGUCCUAGACAAUAGCCUGGAUACUGAGGGAGAAGACACAGAAUGGUAAGACCACAUGCUCUCAGGUAGCUAAUGAUAACUUGGAGCAACAUUGCAGUAGUAUUUAGGGAGAUGGUGGAGUGAUUUAAAUAGGCUUUCCUAUACCUAAAGUUUGAACUAUGCUUUGAAACUUAGAAAGGUUUUGCUAAUUUUCUCUCUCUUUCUUUAAUUAUAUUUUCAUAACCACAAGCAGAAGUGAAAGAGAGGGAGCCAGGAUUUUAUGCAAUUCAUUUAUUUAAAAAAAAUACACAAGAAACUUUCAAAACAAAAGCUUUAGCAAAAUUGCCAAGCAUACAAAAUAACUUGGUUAGACUGCUUUGAGUUUCAAAUAUAUAUUUGAAAGUUUGCAAAUAGGGCUCCAAAAUUACAGCUCACCAUUUAUUUGGAGAUAUGUUAUUCAUAUUGUUUGUUCAUUCAUAAGAGUUGUUAAAAAAAAUUUCAUGGUUCUGGUUGAGUGAAUAUAUCAUGAGGCUCAGAGUUCUGUUUUAGAAUGACUUCAUUGUUCCAACAUGGUGUAGUAUGGUAGACAUGGCCCCAUUUCUGAGGCUGACUGCAUUUAAGGAGCUGUCCUUGGUAAUGCUUCUAUCCAGUAGCAAGCCGUGCUUCUUGAAAACAGCUUUGCUUUGCCUUGUUUGCUGAAACCUGGUAUUGGGAUCUUGCAUUUUGCCUGGUGCUCUGCUGUGCAACAAUGAAAGAAAUGAAUAUUCCUUUAGAAAGGAACAUGGCACAGCUUACCCCUUUUCUAAUCUAAAGCUCUUUCUAUUUAUCUGUGAUAUAUAUAUAUAUAUAUAUAUAUAUAUAUUCCAGAUCUUGCAUAAAUAAAGCUCUCAUUAUGUACUUAAAAUCAAUUCCACAGCAUAAGGCCAUGAUGCCAUUUAGAAACUAAUCAAGUAUUUCACCCAGAAAAAUACUUUCCCCUGGAGUGAUUAUAGAACCAUAGAACUGUAGAGUUGGAAGGAGACCCAAGGGUCAUCUAGUCCAGCCUCCUGCAGUGCAAGAAUCUCAACUAAAGCAUCCAUGCUAGAUGGCCACCCAAAGUCUGCUUAAAAACUUUCAAUGAAAGAAAGUUCACCAAAACAUGGAGCUCACAAGCUCUCUCUUUUCCUUCAGUUUUCUCACUGACUGCUAGGUUUGCAGCAAACCAUAGGCUGCUAUUGUAUCCAAACCAGGCAAACUGGGAACACACUACAGUUUGCCUUUAAACCAGAAUUGGAAGCCACAUUCAAACCAGGGGUGGCUUGCAUGGCCCAAAGGAUGGAGAAACCAUUAUUUGGCAUUAUCCUCCUUUCUCCAUUUGUAACACCAAGCAGAAGUCUUGGUUCAUGAUAGAUUCUAGCCUAAUCUACAUAGUGUUGUUUUAUUAUCUCCCCCUUCUGUGUGCUUUGUAGAAACAACUCAUUUUUAGGUUUAAGUUCUGGUUACUGUUUUCUAAAAGUCUGCUGGCUUGACAUAGUGUCCUGGCUUGUGCCAUGGUCUGUUUAGAUUAACUGUGAUUUAUUUGUAUGUUUGAACCCACAUCAGCCAGUGGUUUGUGGCCAACAAAGCAGAAUGUGAAACCAAGGCUUGAAGUUGGUUUAUGAAUCUCAGCUUGCAUCAACCAUGGUUUUUUGUUGUGUCCAAAUCCAAUAUCCUGUUUAAUUCUUACAUAGUUCUAGAAAUGCAAAGCAAAAGCAGCUAUAAAAUUAAACAUAAUGCAAAACAAGGCACAGUUACUCUGCUGAUCAACAUACUACAGUUAAAACAAGCUGGGACUUAGUGUUAUGUCUGAACACAGCCUUUUCCUAAGGUUUGCACGCAUGUAAACAGCCUCAGUGUCAUGUUUCUGUAGUGUUUGUGUCACGUACUACAGGUUUUUUUUUCCUCCCCUGUGGAUCUGCAGUUCUGUUACCAAAGAAGAUCAGGAAAAAGAGAGCCCUGACCAACCAAGUCCUGCCCCAACAGAUGAACCUUCUGAAGCCCUAAACACUCCAGAAAGUGAGAGCUACAAAGAGAAUCACACCAGUGACUCUGAUUCAGAUGGGCCAAUACUCUACACAGAUGAUGAUGAUGAAGAUGAUGAUGAUGGUAGUGAAAGUAAGCCAUUAAGCCAUGUUUACACGGGGGAGGGAAACAUACUUGUUGAGCAGAGAAUUCUACCGCCUUGUCAGAAGAGUCAACUUCCACUUUAUUUGGGAUCCUCCAUCAAGUCAAACCCUUACCCAGACAAACGUCUACGUAGUUAAGGAAUACCACCUUGCUUACUUCAGUUGUUGGAACUGCAGAGGUGAUGGCACACUACCUGUUGCAGCAGGGUGUAUGUGCAGGUGCAUGAACCUUACAGUGUAGCACACUAUUAUACUGUGAUCGCAGGUUGAGGGACUGCGCUGAUAGAGACUGACUUGCAGCAGUCUUGCAUUGUAGCAUACUGCUAAUGUUGAAGGUCAGAAAUGUGGGGUGGGGAAGCUGGUUUAGAUUCCCAGACAAAAGUCCUCCAGAUCUCUCUCAGGUUUCAGCAAAGAUGUGUCUGCUGAAAUUGCUCCCUUGGACCUCCUCCCAGGUCAAAUUAGAUACUCCAUUUUAUACAGAAGUCUCAUGUUCUGUGAACUUUCAUGCAGUCUAAUUGCAGUUUUACACAUUUUUUAAAAAGAUUUUUUUUAAUGAGCAUGAAGAAAGACAUGCCUGUGUGAGACAGUUGUAGUCAUUGCCGCCUUCAUUUCCCCCAAAUGUAUCUGGGCUCAGAUAUGUGGGCCAGAGGCAUUUGGGGAAAGUUAACAUUGUGGUGGCUGCAACUUCUUGGCCUAACACUUCUCUCUUCGGUACCAGGCUGCUUGGCAGCCCCUGUUUUUGCUGCCCUCCUGCAAGUUCAUGGGCAGAAGCAACAAGAUGGUGCAGGAGGCUAGAGCAGAGGACACUCAAACUAGGUGCUGGCCCAGAAUAGGCACCCAAAUUAAAGUUUUUUCCACAUACAGUGGUGCCUCGCAAGACGAAAUUAAUCCGUUCCGCGAGAGUCUUCGUCUAGCGGUUUUUUAGUCUUGCGAAGCAAGCCCAUUGACGGAUUAGCGCUAUUAGCGCUAUUAGCGGUUUAGCGGCUAUUAAAGGCUUAAAGGCUUAGGGGAUUAGCUGCUAAAAGGCUAUUAAAGGCUAUUAAAGGCUUAGCAGAUUAGAUAAAGGGGGAAAGCGAAAAAAAUCUCAAGACUCGCAAGGUAUUUUCGUCUUGCGAAGCAAGCCCAUAGGGGAAUUCGUCCUGCGAAGCAACUUCAAAACGGAAAACCCUUUCGUCUAGCGGUUUUUCCGUCUUGCGAGGCAUUCGUCUUGCGGGGCACCACUGUAUAGGUCAUUUUGGUACCAGGUUAAUAUGCCUGGGCCUUUAUUUGCUCUUAGUGGUAUCUGAGAUUCCUAUUAAUUGCCUUUUCCUAAUGCUGUACUUGCUGGUGUCCUGUCUAUUUUACAUUGUUAUUAUUUGUGUAUUGUAUCCUGUAUUUUAGUAUUAUCCUAGAAGACUCUUAGUAUUAUCCUAGAAGACUAUUUUGGCAAAGGAUGGGCAUAAAUAUAUCUUAAAUAAUAAAUUACGUAUACGUGCCACUUAAAUAAAUCAAUGUACAUAGGGGUCAAAGGGUUUUGAUUUGUUCCAUUUGUUUUUUGAGUACAUAUUAUCAUCAUCCAGAAACUUGUUGUUCUGGAUUUGUCUGAGACCACUAAAAUAACUUUUUUAAAAACAAACAGUGUGAUAAAUAUAUAAUAAUAAAUGCAUGCUAUAAAUUUGUUUAGAAAUAAUUGCUUGUUGAUUAUUGUUGAAGACAAUAUUUUAAAAAAAUGCAAAUGCAUUAAUGAGAGAACUGAAACUGCAUUCUUACUAUGCAGCAAGUUGCUAAAGCUGAGAUUUUAUAUCAAGUUCUUUCAUAGGCACUGGGGAAAGUUUGUGAACUUUCUGACUGCACCCUAGCAGGCAGGUUGUUAUUUUCUAAGUUAUUCAAAUUCUUGUGGGCAUGAAGUAAGUCAAAAGUAUUUUGCUUCAGAUGCUAAUUAAAUUUCCUCCAUUGAAAGAACGUAAAGAUAGAAAGUGUCCACGCGUUGCAUUAAAAAGCUUUUUGCUGGGAUUUGGCAUGUUUAAGCCCAAAUAUGAAUGAAUCAAUGAACCUCUCCCUCCCUUUAUCCUCUUCUUCCAUUCCAUCCCAGGCUCUUUAGCAAGCAAAAUACGCCGUAGGGAUACUCUUGCAAUCAAACUUGGCAACAGGCCAUCGAAAAAAGAACUGGAAGACAAAAACAUCUUGCCGAGAACAUCUGAAGAGGAGAGGCAGGAAAUCAGACAUCAGAUUGGCACAAAGCUAGUGAGGUAUCGGUUGUCAUCUGAGCACAUUUUGGGGGGUGGGAAAAGAGAAUGGAGGCAGGUCUGGGGUCUGACCCAGAUGUUUUCCUGUUCUGUGAGCUGAGGCAUGUCCUAACAUUAUAAAAUAAAUCACACUUCAUAAUUAUGAACCCACUACAGCUAUGACACUUGAUCUGACUUUAUUUGUUUUCAGUUGAAGGAAUUUGCUAUUGUUCAACACUUCCCCACACAAAGCCGCAACAAAAAUAAUACAGCUGUUGAUCACUGAUAUCUUGGUCGCAUUCCCAUCCUGCUUAUUCAUGUGUUUUGGAUAGAAGCUAGGCCAAAUACAUAAAGCAAAACAAACAAAUAGCAUUUCAGGUAUGAAUCAUUUUAACUGCAAGUGGUUGCUGCUUUGUUUUGUCAUAUGACAAGUACUUAGCUGGCUUGAAAAAUCUGAACUUCAUACAUCUUGUUGGGUAAUUUUUCUGAUCAAUUCACAUCUUACAUUGAUACAACUUUUAUGCACUACUUCUGAAGUUACUUGACAUAAAGAGCAUUUUGCUUUAACUGAGCAUGUUUUUCUAAGCCUUUUGCCUGAAAUCUAACCUUUUAUUUUCUUCUUGCAUCAUCUGAACAGAUUCCCUCAUGCAUUGCCUGAGGAUGGUGAAAUAAAUGAGUGUCUCCCACUGUUACUUAAUGGAUUAUUUGCUUUAUGAUAUUGAGGGUUGUUUUUGAACAAUCAAGCAGUUAUACGCAUUUUAUGAAAUAAAAAAUUCAGAUACAUAGCUGAUCUUGUGAAAGGUUAAAUGUGACUUGAUAAGCACAUUAGUAUUUAGUAAAUGCUAAAUAUGCAUCUAAACCCAUGUUAAUCCCAUUCAGCAACACAUUUGAUACAGCCACCAUUAGUAUAAACUGGCAUUUGACAUUUUUGGUUUGAAAAUAAAUUUAGCUGUUGCAUUUCAGUUCUCUGUCUUAGUGACUGAAAAUAUGCAUUAUUUUCCCUUUUUGCAGGAGGCUUAGCCAGAGGCCUACUUCAGAAGAACUAGAACAAAGAAACAUCCUAAGACGUAAGCAGAGCAGUGUGUGUGUGUGUGUGUGUGUUAUGUAUUAUCUAUAAAUAAUUUCUUUUUCUUGGAGACUCUAAGAUAGUGCAUGAUCAUAUCAGAUGCCAACCUGAAAUCUGGGUCAAAUGAAUUUAAAGACAUUUCCGGAAUUCUGAGCCAUGACAGGUGAAUGAAGAUAGCUUAUAACAUUGUACAGCUGCUUGAAUCAAACAUCUUGUUUUGUGACCAUGGCAUAUUGCCUAUGCAACUAGUUUGCAGUUUGCAUGACAGCAAGAAGGUUAAAUAUCUUCUUAGCACCAAGAUUCAUUAAUACCCAUUGUAUAUCUAGCAAAUUGCAGAUCUGGAGCCUUGAUGUCUGUGGGCUUUGCCAUCUUGCCAAAACGAGCUUUCUAGAAACACGUCAUAGCUCUAUGUGCCAGCUGAAGAAUAUUAAUGAUUAUCACUACAUAUAAAACCAGCAGACAGAAUCUGCUUUCUGUAGUAUUCCAGUAUCCCAGAGCUCUGUUUGUCUUUUCUUUUUCAUUUCCUUAGCAAGCCUACAAAGUUAUAUAAACAUAACUAAUCCCCAGAGGACAUGAUGGAAAAUUCAGUUUUAUGCUGUUGGAUUACAUUAGAGCACAAAACUGAACUGUGUGCGACCAACAGUCAGUCAGGUGGACAAAAAUCCUGUGAAAUUAAAUAAACAGGAAGGUAGCAUGGUACUAUAUAAAAAGGGGUGCUGGCAGAUCAAGACGAAGGGCUAUGAGCGUACCAUACAGGAUUGGUGCUUCCAGAUUGUUGGUAGUCAGGUGGGAUUCAAUCACAUGCCAGCAAAUUCAGGGCUCCCAAUUAUAGUGGAUUGGGAGGUCUUGUGCAACAAACCUGCUUCCCCCAAAGACUGGACUUUUUUCAAUAAGGAAAGUGAUGGGGAGAUAUACUAGAAAAUGUGGAAUAACACUGGCUCUGAUACAACAUCAUCUCCCCUCAAACAAAUCAGGAUGGAUGCUUGUUACGCAGGAUGUCUGAAAGCAACCACUUUGCCUAAGGUUAUUCAUGGCACAUUCAGUUUAACUAUUGCUUCUUUGGGUUUCUUGCUCUCUCUACUUUGAUUGGUAAUAAUGAAGGCUGCCCAUCUACUGUUCCUCAUCUGGGACAGUGACUGUAACAUGCUGAGAAGUAAAAAGGGGAGGAAACCAGAAUGAGUUAGGAAUAAAGUUGAAAGUGUUUGUACUCAAACUAGCCUAGUGCUAUACAGUAGUUAACAUUCCUUUUAAUUAUUCCUACCUUUUCUCUCGUACAUCUAAAAACAGAAAAGAAUGAAGAAGAGGAACAAGAAGCUAAAAGAGAAUUGAAGCGCAGUCUCAGCAGAAAGGUACACAAAAUGUCUUCCGUAACCCAGAGAUUUCCAAACGGUGUGUCACACACAACACAUUGGUGUGUCGACUGCUGUGUGUAGGUGUGCUGUGCGAACUCUCCCCAUGCUCCUCCCAGGGCUGGAACGGGAGCGGGUAGUCCACUGGUUUUCUAGGAAAACCGAAUUACUGUUUCGUGGAACGAUGCAUGUCUAAAUAAUAUGUCACCAACAUGAAAAGUUGGGUAUCCUGAUAACAAACUGGGUCCUGCUUAUCUGCAGGGUGUGUCUUUUCCAACAUUAGUCCUUGCUCUGCUUUCCUUUGGUUUGUUCACCUAGCCUUCUUUUACAGCUCAGUCUGAGACCAACAGUGGCUGAGCUGCAAGCAAGAAGAAUCCUGCGUUUUAAUGAGUAUGUGGAAGUAACAGAUUCUCCAGAUUAUGAUCGCCGUGCUGACAAGCCCUGGGCAAGGUUAACCCCUGCAGACAAGGCAAGAGACAAAUAUGGAUUAUAAAUGCAACUUUGUUUCUGUAUCUCAGAAAUUUUCUUUGCCCUUAUAUUUUCCAGCAGAGACUCCUACUAAUUCCUGCAGCAGAGGUUGCUUCCAAAUAUAUGUAUGUACCCAUGGCCAGAGCACAUCCAUCUAGAAGGAAAAAUACACCGACCAGAUGUAUUUUCUCCUUUGGCCCAGGGACUCUCCCUGUCUGGCCCUGGGAGUUCUCUUCAAGCCGUAUCCUCUCAUCCUAGCCCCCAGCCCCAGCCUAAUUCAUACCCUUCUUGGGUGGAAUAUUAUCUUUGAGCUCCCUCAACUAUUUUUUUUCUGGUUGGAGGAUAAAGAGGAAUGAUUGAAUGUGUGCAGAAAUGAGUCUACUGUACAAAGGUAAAAGUUGCGGUCAUUGCUCUGUCCCCUUUUUCUUCUGGCCCUACACACCACUGGUGGGGAAUGUACCCCCAGAAUGUUGCCUAGAAGGGAAUGCAGCCCUGCAGCUGAAAAAGAUUCCCUACUGUUGCUUUAAAGCAGGCAUAGGCAAACUUGGCCCUCCAGAUGUUUUGAGACUACAGUUCCCACCAUCCCUGACCACUGGUCCUGUUAGCUAGGGAUGAUGGGAGUUGUAGUCCCAAAACAUCUGGAGGGCCAAGUUUGCCUAUGCCUACUUUAAACCAUAGCUCAAGGUGCGUGCAGCCUUCUUUCCUCUCCCGCUUCUUCCAGCAUUCCAGGGAGCAAAUUCAUGCUACUAAGUUUGGAACUAGGCAGCCUGGCAUCUCUACCUCCACUUCCUCUCCCCACACCUAAUGUUCAGUAACAUAAAACUCAUGAUGUAACGUCGCCAUGUUGCAAGUUUCCAGUGCCUUGCUCCACUUCAUUCUCUUGACAGUUUUGCGUUACUGAACAUCACUGUCAGAAAAAGGAGAAUCUAAAUUCUAUUUAGGUGCUGAUACCUAAGCCCCACAGCUUUUAAUCACCAUGUUGCACCCACUUGGCCCCACUAUGUAUUGGGUUGUGAGUAAGGUCUUUUACCUUUAACAUAUGCAACUCUAUACAUGUAAGGCCUGUAUAUGUGCUUAGAAACCCUGGUUGGGUCAAGGUUCCCAAUCGCACAUGACUGUAUUGAGGGGAAUAUGAGAGGAGGUCUCUAAUUCUGGCCUAAUAUGCUAAAGUAGGAGAUAUCUGUUCUGGUACUUAACACUUCAUUUGCUAUUGCAUAACUCUUAUGCUUCAACAUCACUAUGAGAAUUAUGCAAGAUAAUCCUCUUCUGAAACAGGAGACUGCGGUUAGAGAUAUAUCAUUGUGGUGACACAGCAUAAUAAUUGUUUCGUGCUGCAAUUCUGUCCUGCACUGAAAGAUUUCUACUUCUAAUGAGAUGCCUUUUAUAAAGGAUUAUUGAGAGAUAUUAAUGGUGUUUUCAAAAAACAAAAUGCAAGCAUAGAAUAAGAGUAGCUAUGACCUUCAUGGAGCGAUGGGGGCGAAAAGCAGUGAUUAUCAUAAAAGUAUUUGUGGUAAUAGCUGUACGCAGAUAGCUAGCCUUUUUAGAAAAUUACUAUGGAAUAAAUGAAGAGAUAGGAAAGUGAUUAGUUUUUCUUUUUAAAUGUCAACUCUCAUUACCAAUGUAAAGUACACUGAAUGGCUACUUUGCUUUUUAAUAAUCUGUCACCUGAAAACAAAGGCCUAGAAUGUCCAAAUAUUUCACCUGAUGUUACAGAAAACUGAAAUAGGAGCUAAUUUCUAGACAGGAAGCAUUAUUCAUCUUACAUGCCUCAUAUCUUGUCCUCUGUCAAGAAAGGCAGGAAUCCUGCAGUUCUUUGCAAUUGCUAUGCAUGAAGUAUUAGUCAGCCACUAGACUAGAACUGUGUUCUGCUAUAAUCACUUUGUGGAUGCCCAUUAAACAGGUGGUUGGUUCCCUUUCUGUCUCUACUGCUGCAAGACCUCUAUUCCCAGCACUCUUUGUAGCUAGAGCCAUUUUCUAUUGGAAUUAUCUUAUGAACCAUAAAUACUGUUUUAGAUAAAGAAGAUGGGAAGAAAAAUUUGACUUUGAGCUGAGACAACAUAGCAGGGCCUUGUAUGUCAUUUCCUGUGUCUUGUGAAACACACCUAAGAAUGUAGGUGUGCUGAGGCUGUGAGAGCAGAUCAGUGGUGCACAUUUUUUUUAAUAGACAUGAGUAUUUGUGUAUUGUAAAAGAACUGACAUAAGAGCAAGAUCAUCAAACACCACCAUGUAAGUGGAACACGUGAAGCAGCCCUGAAUUGCAGCUAUUCAGCAACAAGUCCAUAGAUGUAAAAUCUAAAGUGGGGUUUGGGGGUCUCUUUCUGGAUUAGGUAUUGGAUUUCACCUGUUGGUUCGGGGGGUGGGUCUGUCGUUUUAGCUACAAUUAAAACAUCAUGGUGUACAACUUUGCAUGGUAUAAUAUUCAAACUGACUAAAUAUGGGGUUGCACUGAGAUAUGAAGAGAACAGAAGUUUAACUGUAUAUGUUAAGACAUAAAAAUGGGCUAGACACAAAAUAAUACUUUGCUCUUUCCAGAAUGGUGAAUACAUUACAUAAAAUAUAUAUUCAUUACAUUAUUACAUUGUGUGUGUGUGUGUGUGUGUGUGUGUGUGUGUGUGUGCAGUCUUAUCUCAUACUUUGUUUUUUAAACUAGGCAGCAAUAAGGAAAGAAUUAAAUGAAUUUAAAAGCACCGAAAUGGAAGUACAUGAAGAGAGUCGGCAGUUUACAAGGUAAGGAAACUUGGGGGUUCAACCCCAGAUUGAAAUACUAACCCCCAGAUUGUAUUUCAAUUUUCAGAAGCAAUAUUUUCUGAUACCUGGUUCCUUAUAUACCAGGUUUACAACCUGUGGUUCACCUUGUUGAACACAGGCUAUUAGCAAUAUGUUAUAGCCUGCCUGGUGCUUGAACAAACACACCCUUGUGAAGUCUCAGGUAGGCAUGAAAAGCAGCUUAUUGAGUCCCUCACACCCUGCCACAUAUGGCUGCCAGGUGACAUUUGUUUUAAAAGGUCAUCAUGCAAGUAUGUCAUUUGCCAUUGUUUGAAAAUAAUGAUCUUUUAAGUGUGGAAGGAUUUCUAGAUCUGGCCCUGAUGCAGCAAAAACCCGCACCUCAGCCUAGUCCUUGAUUUCUUGGUACAAAUGAUUGUGGCAGUGGGGCCUGAGGUAUGGGCUACCUGCACAGUGUCCUCCUUGUCUUGGCAGAAAUUACUACACACAACCAGGAACAUGGAUAACUUUUUUAUGAUUUUAUGAGCUAUCAGCAUCCUGACAAAGUUCAUCUGCUUUGUUUCACUUCUUUUCCUGACAAAUAAAAGCCAGCUUGAUAGCUUUGCAUUUAUCUACAGUUUUUUGUCCCUGCCUCUGCUUUCACUGAUGUAGCACAUAUGAACUUCACUUAAAGCUGGGGCAGGGGAGGGCUUGCAUUAGGUUGGGGAGAACCCUUCAGAAAUUUCUGGCUGUAGUUAUCUUUUUGGAAUGAAUAGCUUAUUUGAAUAUAGCAACAGCAGAGCCCAGUAUGAAGAGGGAAGUUGACCAUGCCUGGCCUGCCAUGCUGCUUUGUCCAACUGUGCUCUGUGCACCAUUACAGUCAUACCAUGGUUCUCGAACUUAAUUCAUUCCGGGAGUCCGUUCUACUCCCCAAACUGCUCAAAAACCAAGGCGCGGCUUCCAAUUGGCUGCAGGAGCUUCCGGCACUUCAGUCGGAAGCCACGUUGGAUGUUUGUGUUCUGAAAAACGUUCGCAAACCGGAACACACACUUCUGGGUUUGUGGUGUUCGGGAGCCAAAACGUAUGAAUACCAAGGCGUUCGAGAACCAAGGUACAACUGUACUUCUUAGCACAUAGGGCUGCAGCAUUAACUCUGUACCAGUACAGUGGUACCUCGGCUUACAAACACUUCAGGUUACAUACGCUUCAGGUUACAGACUCCGCUAACCCAGAAAUAUUACCUCGGGUUAAGAACUUUGCUUCAGGAUGAGAACAGAAAUCGAGCAGCAGCGGCGCAGCAACAGCGGGAGGCCCCAUUAGCUAAAGUGGUGCUUCAGGUUAAGAACAGUUUCAGGUUAAGAACGGACCUCCGGAACGAAUUAAGUACGUAACCAGAGGUACCACUGGAGUAGGCAAGUUGCAUUUUGGAAUGCUAGCUUCAUUCUGCUGCUUUUCAGCAUAUUUCUUUGGCACAUGAACAAUUUUGCACAUUGCUGUAACUUUCAGUGGUGGCUGAUACUGGCAUACCACCCAUUCAGUUUCUUUUUCCAGUGGGGCAUCCCGAGUCACUAUGUGCUAAAUGUCUCAAAUAAAUGCAUAAAAUGUACUAAAGACAGGAGAAGAGUCUAAAUACCUUACAAAGUGGUUCCUCUGGUGGACUGCUUUAAAUGUAGGCAUUACAGAAGCCCGUGUUGUCUGUGUUUCUGAGAGUGGCUUCUGACAUGAUCAAAGCACAAGGUUUUUGCACCUCCUGUUCCCUAAACAUUGCAUUUCUUUGCAAUUCAUGCAGCAAGGCAAAAAGCUCUAUUUCUAGUAUGUAAGAGACAGGAAAUGCAAAGUACUUUCUCCCCCAUCUCCAAAGCAAUUGCCAAUCCCCUAAUUUAAAGUAAUAGGCAAAGUGGGAAGGCAUCCUGCUGUUAAAUUAAAAAGGAUUACCAAACCAUUCUAAAUGUAAUCUAAAUAAAGGAUUGCCAUCAACAUCUCUUCCCCCCAGUUUUAAGAGGUCAAAAUUAAUCACAUGUUUUAAGCCUUCUGUCUUCCACAAAUGUCCAUUCAACUUUCAUCCUUCCAAUCUCUGUAAUUAUUAGAACAUUAUUCCAGAUCCAGCAGCCCACAGAGAGCCAAGAAGCAAGCGUUUACAUUGUCAGUCAUGGAGAUUUAAACAUUUUAGCAGGCAUUUUAUAUCCAUGUUGCUCAGUUCAGUCUUAAACACAUUUGAAAUACAGAUUCAAGUCAUAUACAAAGAAAACAGAAUUUGAAUGUUUUGGCUUUUACAGAUAUUUGGACCCAUGCUAAAUCUCCAGGAACAGGAAGAAAGGUUUUGAAAUAAAGGUUUAUUUUUCUUUUUAUCUACUGCAGGUUUCACCGUCCAUAAGUGUUUGAAAAUAUCCUGCAAUCCAGACACAAACUUCCAACAUGGGGAGAGCACAGCAUCUCAAGAGUGCACCGCAACUGAAAUGUCUGCAGCCGUUUAACCUGAAGUCAUUGAACAAUGUGGCCUCCACAUUUUACAAAAGUGAUGAAUCUAAGAGAGAUCCUGGAAGGAAUGUGAAAGCAGUUGCAUGAUAUGAGAGGAAAUGGUAUUGAGGUCAUCUUAUUCAGAGUAAAUUAUACCUUUUUUUGGCUAGAAAAGAGAGAAGUGAGGCUAAUUGUUGCCAGGAUCCACUUUCAUGUAGGUUAGAAACAGACAGAAGAGAGUCCCUACCUGUCAGCCAAUAGAAUAAUGUUAGGGUGAAAUUAACCUAAUGCUAUAUGGGGGUAUUGGAUAACUUCUUAAAAGUGCAAAUCCAAGAAUGUGAGCAAUUCUGUGUGUACUGUUCCAGAAUCCUCAAAUUUUCAUAGCCAAGUGGAGAACAUAAAGUUCUCUCUUCAUAAACAGGGCUUACAAUAAAGUGCAGUGCCAGUGAAUUUGCCAGUAAUUAGUCCUAGCUGGAUUCAUAGGCUUUUAAAUAAUAAUAAUAAAAAUAUGACUGUCAUGCUUUUUAAAAAGUGCAUUGAGGCUACAAUCUUGAGCAGAGCUGGGCAGUAGAAGGAGGUCAGAACUUUUGAGCGUGCAACUAUGUCCAGGAUUGCAACAUAGAUUUUUUUUUUUUAAAGGAAAAUCAUGGUCCUCCAUAAUCAUGUACUAAUUUGAGAAACAUGUAGAGGAAGGACAAUAUGUGAAAUUAUAAUGAAAAGAUGCAGAUAGAAAUGCCUUUUGAAAAAUCUGGUUUUUGAAGUCGGGGCUGAAUUGCUGACUUCUAGCCUUGCUUAGGCUGCGAGUCUUGACAAUCAAAUUCUGAAGCCAAACAGAAAUGAAAGUGAACAAUAAAGCAGUUUAGCAAGUGGUUUGGGUCUAUUUUUUAUCUUUAUAGCUUCAGCUACAUUAACAGAUUCUUGGAUCAGAGUACAUAGUAUAAGACCUAGAAGCUGUUCAUCACUUGCCAAGACUUUCCCUCUAAACUGCACAGCCUCAUGCUACUGCCGUGUGCCAGCACUCUCGUAGUUGGCCAUUCCAGGGCAGAAAGAGCAGACUUUUUUUUAUAGACAACAUCAUUUGCUGGCCACAGAAUAUAUGGGUAUUACAUUGCCUUUGUGUUUGGGACUAUGUGCAGAGAAUAUUAGUAUGGGCACGGCCCUUCCCUAUGUGACCACUGUGUCCUCAAAUGGGGGGUGGGGAGAACCUAUUCCACAUAACAGAGCCUUGUUUCUCCUCUUUUAGCAUUGUGUCAGGACAGUCUGAGGAAUGAGGCUGCCUGUGCACAUUUCUUACAUCUUUGUCCAGCCUGCUUGAUCAAGUUGAGGGGAAAGGGCUGGACGGUGAAUACAGAUCUCAGGUCCUGCUUGUGGACUUGCCAUAAGCAUCUGGUUGGCCACUGUGGGAACAGGAUGUUGUACUUGAGGGGCCAUUGUUGUGACGCAGCCGGCUCGUCUUAUGUUCUUAUCUCCCAUUCCCUAAAAGGUAUAUCCAUGUACCAAACGGGUGAAACCAGAGCUCUGUCAUGCCCUUCAGGGAUCUCUCAGCCAGUGGACUCUGUGCCUGUGUGGGGAAGGGUCGUUCCGUAGGUGUCCCUACAGCAUCCCCAUAAAGGACCUUGUGAAAAUUAUAGAAAGGCCUUGGAACCUACAGCCUGUAUUUGUUGUGUGUUAAUAAUGCGAAGCAAAUUGUCUACUUUUAUACUAUCUUGUAAUUGUAUUUGUGAAUACAUGUUUAGUUAAGUUUAAAUAGUAUACGAUGGUGAGAGAGGCAAUAUGUGCUUUAUUAUGUUGGCCCUGAGUAUGUUGGCUUAUUGUAAGCCUAUGACAUUGUUUACACUAAAAAUUGUCUUAUAUUAGCACUUAUUUAUCCUUUUAAUGUACACGGUGAAACUUCUGGGCCUGAAAUACACAACGGCAUGUAUUGCAGUAUUACAAUAUAUAUAUAUAUAUAUAUAUGCUAUUUAUCCUUUUUAAUGUAUGUACAUACUACAAUUUAUUUUUGUCUAUGUGCCCUGUUUAGUUCUUAAUUAUAAAAGAUAUGUAUUUUUUUCAGGCAAUAAAUGGUCUCUGUCACUUAAUUAUUAUUUUUUACCUCAACACUUGGAUUGUAUUCUUCUGGGUUAGCUUUAGUUAUAAAAGUUAAGAAUGUCCGACAGAGCAGUCCAGUAUGUGUGUACUCUGACUUAAGCCCCACUGAGCUCAAAGGCACUUACAACUAAGUUUAUGUGGGAUUGCAGCCAGAAAUCUUUAAAAAGUGGACACACAGUUAAGCUGGUAAUAUUGUAUCAUGUUCAUUACUAAUACAUUUACAUUUGCAUUAAGUGCAGUGGGCUGUAUUCCC
Messenger RNA from Podarcis lilfordi (Lilford's wall lizard), 55283 nucleotides. The record is from the annotation of a GenBank genome assembly. Lineage: Eukaryota; Metazoa; Chordata; Lepidosauria; Squamata; Lacertidae.